GGUUGAAUUAGUGAGCUAAAGGCACAACUUCACCGUGGCCCUCAUCUGUCAAGCUUGCAUAUGGCAGUAAACUUGUUCUAGAAAAUUUUGACGUGAGGAUCGGCAUUCAUCAAUCUGCACGUGAGCAUACGCUACGACCAAAUCUCACGACAGGUCUGACAUCGUGUAAGCAAGUUUGAGGCAGUGUGGAUCUGUGGUGCAGCAAGUGUGGAAGCUCAAAGUGGGUUGUUCCAGCAGCGAAACUAGACGCUCAUUGGAUAAAUGCUGGGCUUUGUCCCGCCCAUUGGAGACUCGGCGUCUCUGGAGUUCAAUGGGGAGAGGGCGGUCCCGACUUUCUUCCGGACGCUGAGCUUCUGCAUCCAUGACUGGAUGAGCUGUCUGAGGCGAAAUCCUUUUUUGAUUGACAGCUAAACAAGCGAAUCAGCGAUCUUGAAGAAUAAAACAUCUACCAGAGCAUUUUCCAAGUCAUUCAUUCCGUUGUUCUUAACUGCUCCAGAGACUUUACCGAUCCUCAGCGACUUUUGUCUUUGUUAAAGACGACUGUCGUUGUGUUUGGCGACUCUGUUCUGUUACAUACUAAUAAACAAACACAAUUAUGAUGUAGGCCAGAAAAAUGAGCUUCCCCUCCUUGAAAGACCAGCAGCCGCCACUGCUACAAAUAUGUUAUUGAUCAUUUAAAACUUUUAAUGUACAAAACAUAAAGAUUACCUAUAGUGUAAAGGAAGGUCUUUUUUUCUAUUUUUAAUUAUCAGCUUUUUUUAUUUGAACCUCAAUACUUAUCUUAAGAUAUUCAGUAAUUUAAUAAGUUUGUUUUUUAAUUGUUGGUAUUAUUGAAGUGUUUUAUUUAGUCAAAUCUGGACUUACACAGCCUUUCUGCAGUUCCUCACAGCUGGAAUCAGUCUGCAGUCAUCCUUGGUCUGAUGUUUUGAACCUCUUCCAUCCCAGCUCAUCCAUAACCUCCUUGGACAUCUGAGGCAUGUAGGUCAGAGCAGAGCAAUGGAUCUCAGAGAGUUUCCUAACUGAAACUUUUCUUUGACGUCAGGAACUGUUGGAUCUCCUGAUGUAUUGACCUAUCAUUCGUCUCCAUCAGACAGUAAAAGAUGUUGAUGCUUCUGUCAGGACAGAUAUCAUACCUGUUCAUCUUCUUCAUGUUUUUUAUGAAUCUUUGGAUCAUUCAUGGACUGCUGUCUGUGUGACCCAGCAGACCCCCAAAAGCCUCUGGUUUGACUUCAGAGACAGUCCACAAAGAAAGUGAACAAACAGGUCUAGGUGAUCACUUUUACUAACAAGGGAUUUCUUCAUGGCACUUUCAGAAUUAAAUCUAGAGAUGGACCAAGGCUUAAAGUCUCACAAAAAGACUUGGGUCUGGGGUAAAUGUAUUUGAGAGUCUCUAGUACCCUUGUGUCUCUAGUUGUAAAACAAUGGAGCAUGUAGAAAACAGCCAGAAACUCCUUGAAUACUCAGAUGUACGAAGCAGUGGACUGUUUGUGAAGGUCACACUCUCUCUUCUGAAGAUCUCUGUACAAACUCCUGAGUACACCAAGGCCUCUGUGACAUCCAGACCACAACGCUCCAGGUCUUCUUGGUAGAACAUGACGUUUUCUUUCUCCAGAUGUUCAAAUGCCAGCCUCCCCAGCUUUAGAGGCUUGAGCAAAUCCAGACUCAUGUUAGACAGUCAUCUGCUGAGACUGAGCUGGGUUUAGAGAUAGGACAGAGGAAGAUGGAGAAAGAGAGCGAUGGACAGAGGAGAAACUGAUAGAGGGAGAUGGAGAAAGAGGGAGCUGGACAGAGGACAGACUAAUGGUAAACAGAGAAUAAGAGAGAUGGACAGAGGAGAGACUGAUAGAGGGAGAUGGAGAAAGAGGGAGAUGGACAGAGGAGAGACUGAUAGAGGGAGAUGAAGAAAGAGAGAGAUGGACAGAGGAAAGACUGAUAGGAAACGGAGAAAGAGAGAGAUGGACAGAGGAGAGACUGAUAAAAGGAGAUGGAGAAUGAAAGCGAUGGACAGAGGAGAGACUGAUAGAGGAAGAUGAAGGAAGAAAGAGAUGGACAGAGGAGAGACUGAUAGAGGGCAAUAAAGAAAGAGUAUGAUGGACAGAGGAGAGGUUGAUGCACGUUGUCGAACCUGCUUGAAAGCAGGCAGGCCUAUAGCAGCAAAACAUCUGCAGCAGUAAUAAAAGGAGCAUCCCUGAAAUGUUCAGUUCUUUACAAGCAGAGAUGGGGCCAGAUUCACCACUUUGUCAAUAACCAAUAGUUUACGAAGAAAGAUUCUCAACAUAUAAUUGCCAGGGUUUAGUGAUUUGAUUAUCUACAGUCUAUAGGCCAGAGAAAACUAAGCUAACAGCAAGGCCCAAAACCAACAUUGAUCGCUUGUGGCCUUUGACCCCUAAGGCAGCACUGCAUUAAAAACCCACAUCAUUCUAUAAAAGAUUUUAACACAUGGGCUGAGGAGGACUUCAGAAAACAAUUGUUAGUUACCACAGUUGUGGAGUUAGUUUUUACAUCUACAAGUUCAGACACUACCAUGCAAAGACAAAGACAGAUAUUAACAACAGCCACUGGCUACUCUAGACCUAAGUUCACCCGAAACCACAAGAAAUUAGGUGGAAAAUUUGGUGUGAAAACAGACCAGACUUGAGGAACCUGAAACAAUUUAGCAAAUCGGUCCAACAAAUGACACAUGGGGAAACUUACUGAUGUGAUCUGACUGCCCUGAUAUGAUCCGACCAACUACCUUAUAAUGUAUAUGAGCCUUUUCUAAUUUAGGGAGUUGUUGAAGAUAUUUAUUUUAUCAAUCUGCCUUUACAAUCUUGCACUGAAUGACGUCAUAAAAAAAUUGAUUACCUGAAAACUCAGUAUUUUACGUGAGACCGAGAUUAACAGUGUGAAUCCCUGUACAGUUCAAUGUGCGUUAAAAUAAGCAACCUUAAAAGGAUAUUCCAGCGUAAAAUUAAUUUAGGGUCAAACACACCAUAACACAGAGUUAGACACUCCCUCGAAAGAUGAAUGAUGCCGACCGCUUGCUUCUCUAGUUAGACUAACUUUGGUAACGACCGCAGGAUAGCAAUACACAGCGGUCUGCGGAGCCACACACAAAUCUCAACCAAAACGCCACCCUGUGUCUACAAAUAAUACUCAGAACAGCACCUAACUUCAUCAACAGUACAUAUAGGGUCCAAGCCAUAGCACUUUUUAGCUUUGCCUGAUUUCUUUAGGAAAGAGACUAAACACAGCUCACCUACUCUCUCUCAGCAGCCGCUUGUUUGUAGUGAGACUUUGGCCAGUCCAUUACAGACUUCUGCGGGGUGACGCAGCUCAAGCAAUAACAUUUAUGAACAUUUCUUCAUGGAAAUGCAAUUGACCGAGACACUAAGGUAGAAGAACUAUCAUGUCUGCAGUGCAUAAUGAUUAAUAUUGUGAUUAUUCAUCUCUUGAGGGGGUGUCUAACUCAGUGUUACGGUGUGUUUGACCAUAACUUAAUUUGUUAUGACCACAGCCCCCUGAUCCCUGUCUGACUCAAGCAAAAUGUGUGUGAUAAAGUCCUGCCAAAAAAUGAGAUGUGAAGUUUUAGGUUUAACAAUUAAAAGAUACCUAAUUUUGAUUUUCUCAGCAGAGACUAAAAAGAGAGAAAGAGCUGCACAUUCACAAUGUCCUGCUCCAGGAACUGAUAGAGCACUUUAUCUGGUCAUUUUUCUUUGCUUUCCAUUUCAAGUAUAUCAAUCAGCAAAUCUUUCUUUAACAACAGAUGAUACAGAGAUAUUUUAUUGUUAAAACAACAACACUGAAUAAACACUCACCCCGUCUCAGCGGCAUUCUUAGUUGUGGUUUUUUUUUUCUGCAUGUGAACUCAUGUAUUUCUUCUUUCACAUAGACCCUUUUCACCUCCCCCACAUUAACAGGUCACGUGUUCUUCCUCCAUCCCUCUUGUCAGUUACUCUCAGAAAGUUUUUUCCUCUUUUUUAAUAUAGCUUUAUCACUUAAGUAUUCUUUACAAUCAUCUUCCUCUUCCUCAUCCAAGUUUGAAAAAUAAAAGUGAACUAAAAAAUUAUAACUCAUAUGGUUGAGUCUCAGUCUAUCAUAAAUGCAGCAGCACCACCUGUUGGUUGAACUUGCAUAUUACCAGACGAGCGCUCUUCUCUCUACAUCUAACUUACUGACCAAGUUAGAGUUAGUUUUUUUUACCUUUAGUGUAAUUUUCUCAUGUUUAUCUUUUCUAUAGGACUAACUUUGUUUCCACCCCAGUCACAGUAUUAUAUUACUUUGUUCUUAUAAUUUACUGCAAUUGACCAAAAGUGCUUCUAACUUAAUGUCGGAUGAUCCUUUAUUGGUUUUAUUAGCUUUGAGACAAAAAUACUGCCUUAUUCAUGUUUUUUUUUAGUUAUUACCUCCUUAUAGUUGCUCAAAAUCAAAUACAUAAACUUAACCAAACUAACUUAUAACUGCUGGUAAGCAAACUUGACAUACAAUAGAUGCUCAGCUUACUUUUCUCAACUAAGGAUGUUGACUCAAGAUAGAUAUAUUAUAUUAUAUUAUAUUAUAUUAUAUUAUAUGUUAUAUUGGUGAGGUAAAACGUAACACAAUACACUGGCAACAAGUGAGCAACAUUUUUCCCAACUUAAAUCUUUACAAACUCACAACAACGUAAUAAUUCAAAGUCCCUUUUGAAAAUGUGCUAGACUGAGUUGCACAAAAAGAUACAGAGCACUUUAAGUGGGGCUGGGCCACUCCUAAAUAAACCCUAAAGCCAUCCCUGAAACCCGCAUCUGUUGUGAUCACAAUCUAAAACUGAGAGCAGCAGCAACCCCCUGCACAAAGCAGUGAUAUGAGAAAGUUUGAAGGCUAUUCAAUGUGAGAUGCUGAUCAGUUAUCAAACUCAUGCCUUCUAAGUCUGCUUCUAAGUCUAUCAGAAAUCUGGGAGUCAUGAUUGAUGACCAGCUAACCAUCAGGGUUCAUGUUGCCUUGAUUGCUUGGUUCCACAGAUUUGCCCUCUAUAACAUCAAGAGGAUUUGUCCCUUCUUGACAGAACAUGCAGCACAGCUCCUGGUUUAGGCUCUUGUAAUAUCAGCAUUGACAACUGCAGCUCCUUUAUGUCAGGCCUCCCUGCUUGCACAGUUAAACCUCUACAAGUGAUCCAGAAUGCUGCAGCAUGUCUGGUCUUCAACCAGCACAAGACAGCUCCUGUCACUCCUCUGUUCAUCUUGCCACACUGGCUUCCAGUUGCAGCUCCCAUCAUUACAAAGCAGUAACCAAAACUGCUCCUGUUUACCUGGAACCCCUGAUCCAGGUCUACACCCCUUCUCUUCCACUAUGCUCAGCAGGCAUAAGACACCUGGUACUCCAGAGCAAGUCAGGCCCCUGAGUCACUGGCUUGACUCUUUUCUUUUGUUGUCCCUAAAUGGUGCAAUGAAUCACCCAACUCAGGUAUUUUGAGGGAAAAAAAAAGAAACGACACAUUUCCUGGCCCAUGUAUGCAAAAAAAUGUGUUUUAGUUGAAGGAUCUGGUCUGUACAAUACAGCGAAGUUCAAUUUGGAUGUGGCACCAUGGAAUUUCAAAACGCUGUAGCUCACCUAUCAACAAAUCUGCACAAAAUUCACUGUGCAUGUGACUGCUCCCACUCUGAACACAUCUAUCUGUAAAAAAUGUAAAUAAAGCUGAAAGCUGAAAGUACUUGUUGAGCCCCCAAAUCUGAUAUGGAGAAACCAGUUGAGCAAUGACCCAUUUCAUACAUGUAGAGUUAGUGUGUGAAGCAGCUUUGAUUUUUAAGUCAAGUCAAGUCAAGUCAAGUUUAUUUGUAUAGCACAUUUCAGCAGCAGGGCAAUUCAAGGUGCUUUACAUGAAACAAGCAGGCAAAACAUUCAACACAAUUUAAAAAGUAAAAACAGCGUAAAAGACAUUUAACAGAUUAAAAGUUACAUUCAAAGCUAAAAUAAGAUUUUUAAGUAUUAGCAGAAAGCUGUUACUAAGAUGUUUUAGAAAUAACAACAUGCUCAUGGUUUUUAUACAUGCAUCCCCAGAAAUGAUACCUGUUAUAGACUUGACAGGCCUCUGGUACUGGUUGAACAAUUUGCCAAACACCAAAACAGUUUUUUUGAGAAAUUUUGCCUGGAACUUUCCUGAAAUAUCAGCUAAAGAAAUUUCUUGUUCCUCGCACUUGUUGAUAUAAAUAGUUGUCCACUUUAGUCUACUUUAAAUCGCGAUGGUUUCAUAAUUCUAAUGCACUUAAAAUUUUGUCCAAUCUUUAUACUCUUAAUUUUCUGCCAUUUAAUUUUCCCUGCAGCAGACAGUAAAGAAUACAAAGAACUGGAGUGUUCAUGACAUGCAGGGAUGUCAAGGCUCUGUCGCUCACCUACGUGUCGAUCAAGCCGUGACGCAGCGCGUGCGUCUGUCACGAACGUAAACACAGCUCUGUCCACGUGGAGAUAACACAGGUAAUAAUUGCAGCAGAGCUCAAGCGUUUUGUCUGCGUGGGAAAAGAAAACCGUGUUAGGCGACAAGUUUUGUAUCCUGUCAUACUAGAGCUGCGAUAGGUUUCGAGUCUUUCUUUUUUUCUCUUAGCACUGAAUUAAAGACAUGACCCCUGUGGUGUUUCCUCUCUCAUUUGCCGCUGACCGCUUUACUGCCAAAAAACGGUCCGUCAGAGAACACAUGGACUGCACAUUAUAGACUUUUCUUAAGUGUACGGAGGCCAUCUAAAGCUCGGCAGAGUUGUUCGUGUUAUCUUUGUGUUUAGAUAUUGAAAUUUGGGUCGUCUAAAUUGGAUGCACAGGCUGGCUGGUAAGACUUUUAUUUUGAAGGUCCUGCUCCAAACGGGCGCUACAGAGACUGUUCAGAUACUUGAUGCCCUAAAGGAGAGGAGGAAGUCUGUUAAAGCUUAAAAAUUACGGCGCAUGUACAGAGCUGUACCCUCAGAUAUUUAACAACGUUUUCCUGGGGACAUGAAUUGAAUGGAAGCCGGUGGAUUUGAGGUUCUCAACGUCGAUAAAACGCAAAGGUUGCGGACAAACGCCUGUGUUUUAUGGAAACCGUAAAGGAACAAAGCUAGUUACCUGCGAGGGUCUGUGAGGUGGGGCUGCUCAGGUAAAUUUCCUUCCUGCUUGGGAACAUUUCUUCAGACGGACAGGUGUGAAGUCCCAGCGGACCUAACUCUACCUAUGGUAAGCUUUCGCAAAUCCUCAGUGUUUGCGUUCUGUAUAAAAGCAGUGUGAGAGUGAACCACCUCCUCACAUCUGGGGACAAUUGUUGUCGACCAAGUCUCACUUUUACGUAACACAGCAAACCUCUUUCAAAGUUUGAUGCAGCAAGAAGUUGCCAGACUGAAAUUGUCUUUAACAUUUGUAAACACCGGGGCAUGUUUGUCAGUGUGUGUUACACGCCGUAUUGAAGACCAGUUCAUAUCUCACUCGGUGGGUUUUCAGUUACUAUAAUUUUAUACAAGCUGUGUUUUAUUUUGGGGGGUUAUAAUAAUUGCGAGAUUCGUUAAUGGAGACUGGCGCAGCCCCAUCUCAGGGGGUCAUUUGGAAGAGACACUGUAGAAAUCACACAGAGACUUUUUCAGUUCUCUGUCAGACAUGUAGGCUUUCUUUCUUGAAUGAUUUGGCACUUCUUUGCAAGGCUGCGGAUGACUUGACAAUGUUUUGGGGGUCUAACAGUCUGUCAAGUUUAAUUCCCUCUUUAACUCCAGCAAGUUAGGUUUUAUUGUCAUGCAUUGCUUGGGUUGUCAAAAUAAAUCAAAGCUUGUAAUCACUAAUCUCAAAGUUUUGAUUGCCCAAAUACUUUUGUUUUGUCUUUUAUGGCUUUUAUCGUUUGCUGUGUGCUUGCUGCUGUGAACGUCUUGCCCCAUAUCAAAGUGUAAGAACCACAAAGAUGGAAACAGUUUCAGGAAAUAGCUUCUCCUCCUCUUGUUCUCAGAGCAUUUACACAACUGAGCCUGCUGAUUGAGAAAACAGGUUUAAAGGCAGCAUGACUGCCACUGUACUAGUUUAUUACGUGGCAUAUAAUAGAGCUCGUUUAGCAUGCAAAGAUGUAAACAAAUCCUUACAAUGUGCAGUAGCUUACAUGAUAUUCAGGUUUUUGGUACAAGGAUGGAAAUUGCACAGAGGUCUCAUCAGAGUAAGGUUGAUGUCUGAGCUCUUUUAGCUGACUGAAUUAUUGGUUGUUCAUGAAGCAGAUCUGUAAUAUUUAGAGGAUCUGGUCAUCGAAAGUGCUUUACCGUUAACAACGGAUUAACCUAGUAUUAUUUUAAAAUGCUAUCAUCCCUUAGUCCUAUUCCAGCUGGUAUUUAGUGAAAUCAGUGUCUUUGUUUGUCUCAAAUGGUGGCGACCUCAUUGGUGUACUUGUUUUUCUAGCAGCUGACAGUACAUGUGUCAGCUUGCUUCAUCUGCUGUAAUAACAACCACUGAGCUUUACUGUACUCAGGAACCAGAUCAGCAAAAGAAAUAACACAGUGUUCAAUACAACAAACACUUUUCUUUUAAAAUCAACAUGAAAGUGUAAAGCGGUGUUCUUACUGUACCAAGCUUGUUACACUCGGUGCUUUCUACAGGUACAAUUUUACAGAGAUGCAUAUAAAACAUCCCUGAACAGAUUAAAUCAGGUAUAUGUUACACAACUGCACAUACUCCUGCUAUUUUACAUGCCUUUAAAUAGCUCUGUAGUCCAAAAAUAUGUACGUAAGGUUUAAAUGUCAGCAUCAAGUGUGACAGCGUUUCAGCCACUGGUUUAGCUCAUUUCAACAAACCCUCAACUAUAUGGUGGUCACCCUUAAAGUUAUUUUGCUUGCUGUGAACUUUGAGCCUUCUGGGACAUGGUAGUAAAAACAGAUGUAACUGUAGUGAAAAUCAUUUCCAGUAACCACUGUGGCCUUAUCGACAAACACUAGUUUGGCUGUAACAUGUAAAUUGGAAGUGAACAUGUCCAGAAGAUGUCAGCAAGGUCUGAGCCCAUGUAAAAUGGACUGAGACAAAGUGGGAACGAUCCUUUGGUUUGACAAGUCAAAAACUGGCAUACUUUUAUGAAAUUAUGGACAUUGCUGUAUCCUUUGCCCUAAAAGGGAGAGGGACAACUGGGGUUGUAAUAGCUCAUGGUUUAAUCUGUGCAAGUACUUUUGGGAAGGCAGCGUUGAUGCUGCACUAUAUGGAUUUUGGAUCAUAUGCAGCCAUUCAGACUGUAGGAGCCAAAUAUGUUGAUGUGAUAAAAUAAGUUACAGUUCACUUGUGUGCCAUAGGUGUCGCUGUUCUGUUAUUUGGGGCCCAGGUGUAAGGGUAGCUACGUCACUGUUGUUUGCAGGUGAUUGAACCGGAUGGGCAAAAGGUUUCUGACUGCAGUGGCGCUAAAUACCAGUGUUUUUCUUUAUUUAGUCAGUGUUUGCUGGGAAUUGCAAAAUGGACUUUGCGAUGCUUUUCAUCCACAUCACAAUAAAUUUUUGUUCCCUGCAUCAGAAGAACAGCGUCCACUUCAGACUCUUACUGAUCAUCAAAAACUCCCAGAAGUGUAUGAAACCAGUAGCGCAGCACGUCAACUGGGUCAAGCAUCUCAGUAGCUUGAAGUAUAGACUUAGCUCCUACACAGACAGUGUUGUUUUCGGGAAAAAUCUGUUGAGCAGCUGAAAUCAUAAACUUCAGAAGUCUGUCUCCUCUGUUCUCAAACAUUUACAGAAUAAGAAGUGAUGCAACAAUAAGGUAAACAUGCCCCUGUCACAGCUAUUCCGAAACAUGUCACUGAUAUCAAAUUUGAAAUGAACACAUUAAUGUGUUCAUUUUUUAAAAGAAAAUUUGCACCUGUCUUCUGAAGAUGAAUAUCACAAAUUUUCUUUACUUUUCCUUUUUGCUAUCUUGAUUUAUUUCUUCUAUUUAACAGAUAAGAAAAUAAUCAAAAUGUGAGAUCAGUGAGACGAGUUUCUGUGCAAGGUUGUCUGCAGAGGGACACUCCUGAUGUUCCCCUUGACCCGGGCUGACUUUGCCUCACAGUCCACAUGUGUCCUUGGAGUGGUCACAUAGAGCACAACCAGAGACAGACUUGUUUAAGGCUAUCAGAUUCAAGGUUUGGUAAAAGUGUGGUUGUUCUGAAAGACUUUGGUACUGAGACUGGUCACUCCGUACCUGUUCAGGUGUACAGUCUGUGCAGUCAGAUUAUACUUAAGAUAAGCCUAAAAAAGGGGUAUGUUGCGUUUUUUUUCAGACUCUGUAUUUCCUCUCUGAUACUCUUUAAUAUCUUUACAUGAUUUUCAGCUCAAAAAAAGCCUGAAAUUUCUACCAGUUGUGUGUAAAUGCCUCGUUUAAGCUGCUGUCUCAUAAACUACGCUCUCGCAUUUGUGUGUUUGUGAGAGACUUGAGCAGUUUACAUCUACUCUCUAGGGUUAUGACAACAUACAUUUACCUAGUGAUUUAAAACUUGGCUUAUAUGUUGUAUGGACACCAAACCUGGUAACUUUGCAGUUUCUGUUGUAAGCGUGAUACCAGCCCUUUAAAUCGACUGACCCUCCUAGGGUUAACAGGAAGUCAAUGUGAACAACAUGGCCAACUCAUGCAUGGCAGCCUUUAUCUUAAAGUGAUGAUAACAUCAGAGCCUGGACUGUAUAUAAGUGGAUAAGAAUGUAUACAGAAAUGACAACAUGCCUCCUAAAGGCUGCCUCCAUUAGCACUGACAUUUAGUGCUGUGGGAACAACCCUCAGCAGUACAAAUUCUUCUGUUGAGCAGACACUGACAGUUAGUCUAAGUUCAGUGUCUCUUGUGCUAGAGUACAUUAUAUCCCACCAUUUUUACUAACUAUAGUGACAGGAACCAUAUUUGAGAAGAAAUUAUUUGACAUACUCUUUCAGAGUCCAUUAAAAAUUCCUGUGUCUGAAGCUCAUUUGACUGAAAAGUUUUUUCUACUCCAUCUUUACCAAAAUGAGAAAAGAAGCUCUUUUAAAUGAUGAAGUUUAAUUUUCCUCACAAAGCCAUUCUUGGGGAGCCCACUUUUCUACUUCAUGGAUCAGUGACCUAGACAAACGUCAUAUUCUACCCUGAGUUUUUUUUUAGCAUCUACUUCUCUGCAUCCAACUCCUGAUGAAGCAACUCUUUAAAAAUUUAGCCCAUUUUAUUCAUUCAAAAUCAAUUAUUUGUGUUUUGCAUUAUGUUUUUUUUUCUUCUGUACGUCAUCUCCAAUAAAUUAGUGAAGACAUAGCAUAGAUAUAUUUCUGUGACUUCUGUUGCUGACCUGGCUGCAGUUUGUCUUUGAAUAGAAGCUGAUGUAAGAUGCUCUGACUUAAGCUUAUGAAGCAGUACACCCUAAUAAUAAAAUGUAAUAACAAUAGAAAAGAUGAAGGCUACUUUCUUGAUUGACAGACAUGCAGAUGAACUGGUUUUUCUGUUGUGACCAAAACCACUGUGGUGUCAAACAUGCUUCCGUGCUUCAGACUGGUACCACUCAGACCAGUGCUCUCAUCAGGCUGGAUAAACUGGUCACAGUGGCAUUGGGCUGAAUUAUGUAACUCUGGUUUCUGUUGGAAAUAAGUUAGUUGUCCUUUAUAACCACCAACUCAUCAUACAUUAUUGGUUUAUCACCCAGCUGCCAGCUUACAAAAAAAACAAUCAAACUGACACAAAACACAAAUUUGAAGAUGAUUGUAUUAAUUGUAACAUGGUUUAUGUGUACAGCUAAAAGAAAAUAAAGUCUGUGAGUAGCUUGAGUAGCAUCCCAUGGCAAUAGUAUAUUCUUAUCAGCCAAUCUGAAAAACAGAAAAGUAAAUUGUUUCAACAAAAACAAAUACGUUUUUUUCAGGCUAGCAUUCUGAACAAAUGAAUAAAAUGAUCACAAAUCUGAGUGAGGUAUUCUGCCCCGUAACUUUUGGACAAUUUCAGUCUCUCUGUGAAACAGUCCCAGGGUUCUGAGGUGCUGAACUCUGGGACUUUCCUCAGCAGUUCCCACAUCAAUGUUGAUGUCUGUCUGGGGUUUGGACGAACAUGUAGAAGCUGUUGAACCGCUGGUGAUGAGCACCAGUGAAGAUUUAAGAAUGUCUCAAAAGUUCAUCAACAGCUGAAAGAGAUGUCUGAUCCUUGUGAGGAAUGAUAUUUAUCAGUGUAUCUUGAGGUCAUAUUUUUAAAGGAAUAUCAAACAAACAAACAAAAAAAAAACAAUAAUUUGUUGAUUUCUGAAAUGUCUAUGUAUCCCCACAUUAUUAUUGCUGUUGUUAGUUUUAGUUAAUUUUACCAUUGUGUUAUCAAGUAGAAGUAAAAUGCACCAGGCGUCUCUCCGUAACGUGAUUUGACAUUUGGAAUCAGAUUAACUGGUUACCCCUGGUAACACGUUGUUUUUGAGAAACACAGCACCCUUUUGUGGUAUUUUGACCAAUCAGAGUCAAAUGAAACUUGAACUGACUUUCUUUUAUGUUACAGAAAGUUCUGCGUUAUUGAGACCUCUGCAGCCAGUACGCUGAGCAAUGAACAGAAAUAGGUCAAAGCAGUCAGAACUGGUGGUAAGUCUGUGUGGGUUUUUCACAGAGACUGAGGGGGUUCAAGUGACAUCUUUCCAUACGCAAUAACAAUACCUCAACUCAGGGCUGCAGAAUCAACUUAAUUAUAAUCCUGAUUAUGAGUUUAGCCUGUACCAGGAUCAAAGAAAUAUACUUUAUAUUAUUGCCUAAAUGAACAGAGAAACAGAGCAAAAAGAGCGAGAGGAUCAGGUGUGUGUGUUAGUGAAGCAGAGGAACAGAGAGAGAAGAGUGUGAAGCUGCAGCAGUGAUCAGCAUUAAUGAGUAAUUUAAGUUUCAGUUUCUCUGUGAAAACCUGAUUUGUUGUGAACCACUCCCAGACUGAGUUAGCUAUCAGGAAUUUAUCAGCAAGUUUUUGCAUGCUGACCUGUCGUUGGUAUCAGAAGCAAAAGUUGUUUUUUUUUACUCUCUCAGAAACCAACUGCAUGUGUGUACCCCUCUUCUCAUCCGUGUGUGUGUGUGCAGGUUAGCAGCUGCUGAAACACUGAGAGCUCAGUUAAGGAUCAGAUAGUGACUGCUCUGUCAUACAAGAGUGGACAGUCUACUACUAUUACACGCCUAUGUUUCAGGUGCUAUCAUCUACCCUCAGCAGUUUGAUGUAGGACUGCAACAGAGACAGAGUACUCGCUGUUUCACAUUUGUUGUGAAAAGUUUGUGGAUGAUACCAAGUGAAAGGCACACUGCCAUCAAGCUGCUUAGAAAUGUAGUCAAGCUGAUGCCUCAAAUUGUAGUUCUGUCACUGCACUGGAAAAGUCCAGAUUGUAUCACAGCUAAAGGCCUACAACUUACAGUUAGAUAGAUAGAUAUUUGCAAUCAUGCUAACCCCUGAAUCUGAAACCUUGUCUUAUGCUAAUGUCUUGUGAAAUGAUCAGGAAAUUAAGCAAACUAUACAUGAGACAUCAUCACAAACAGUCCUUAAUCAAGCAGUCAGUGCUUGAUUAAGACUACUAGACUACCCCCCUUGUCCCUGUUUAGGAAGUGUGUUCACCUUUACAACGGUAGGUGGUGAAAUGACCCCUUUCAGCUAUUUACUAUUGGUCCAUCUCCUAGUUGACCUAUUACUUUUUAGAACAGCUGACAAAACACAUUUGUAAAAGGCUAAUGGGAUGUAGGUUGUCACUUUUACAGCCAUGUAAAGUUUGUUUGUUUGUUUAAAUGGAGGAAAAAAAGUGUUCUACUAUCAUUUCUGUCUGUCAAGGUUCUGUUCACUACCCGGCUUCUUUGCAACACACUUGUGCUCAACCUCUGGCUCAAAGCCUGACGUGCGCAUCUUAUCUUUUCUCAGCUCGGCUACAAAUUGUGAUAUUUUAUGGCCACAAUAAUCGUGAGGUGAAAAUCUGUUAUCCUGACAGCCCUAACUCGUACAGAGGCUGGUUUUUAUGUCCCUCAAGCCCUCAUUUGAUCAUGUUUAAUAUCACUGUUGGGCAGAAACCUCCCGUGUCAUGUUGCCAUUUUCAUGCUGUUACUGUUUGUCUGUAUUUGAUAUUUUAUGUAUCUUAGAAGCCCAGCUAGGGACGGGCAUUGCAAAUUAGCUUUAGCUACACAUGCUGUAGUAUCUGGCAAUGGAUUACUUCAUACUUGUCCCUCUACAAAUAAACAUUAAAUGAAAUAAAAAGAUAAAUGUCCAUAUCAUCAUUUUAUUUCUUUGCCACUGAUCUCCCUGUAUGCCUGUCAGAAGGAUUUCCAUCCAAGUUUUGAACUGCAUAAGAAAGAUCAGCUGUGAGGUCUAUGAGUGGCCUCCCCCUCUGCCUGCUGUCUCCCUCCAUUUUUUAGUGAUCCGCUAUCUAAUCCUUGUAUUUGGGUCAGGCUAGAGAAUUUUGAAUCUGGGCUACAGAAAUCUGAGUCAUUACUUUGUGCUUUUCAUCUGAGCUAGAUAUUGUUUCAUGUAGUUGGAGAUGUAACUAAUUCCAGGAAAGACCAUUUCAUUAAAAAGCAUGUCAGUGAAAACCUGAGUUAUCUGUUGUUAUGUUGUAUCUGUUAUAUCAGCGUCUACCAUCAGUGUGACAUUUUUAAAUGCCUCAAUGUAUAUCACCUUUGGUCUUUUUCUCAGUCCUUUACAUCUGUCCUCACGUCUGCAGGUUUUGUAAACACUGGCUCUGAUCUUGUUACUCGAUCCGUCACCUCCCUCUAGCCGCCCCUCCCGUUCUUCACUUCCUCUAACCAGCUGAUAACAUGGCAGGUCAUUGCUCGCAGUUAAUGACAAUACAAACAAGGCCAGUAAGCGGCUUAUGGGGCUGCUGCUUUUUAAAAUCAGGUUUUGUGAGAAGCAGCAGCAGUAUUAUCUCAGGGCAAGUAUCACUGCUGUUUGUACUGCAGAGAUCAUUUAGACAAGCUUGAGGCAUUACUGACACAUUGCAGUGAGUACAGGCUGUUUGCUCAUUUCACAAAAAAAAAGAGAGAGAUCCUGUUUUAGGCAAUGAGAAUGACUUAGCAGUAGGUGAACUGGAUGAAUAAUAAAUGACUCAGCCAUUAGUAUUCACACUGAGCAAACAUGUAUAGGGUACAUGCAUCAACAGCAUAGUACACUGCAGUUUAGUAGCAAACAUUGAUUUAUUUGUAUCCUACUUCCACACUUAUGGAUACUUCAGCUAUAUUCUUUCAAAGACUUCAUUUAGUGUGACGUGUUCAACUUUAAUAUUAACUUAAGUACACUUACAAAUCUCCAACUGGAUUUAGAGUUUUGUUGUGUCUUAUGAUCAUUUGCACACACAAAACUGUAAACUUUGUCGCAUGAACAAGUGUAAUGUUAAGUUGAUGCAUGAAAACCAUAAAUAAAUCAGUGUUUGUGUCACAAAAUAAUGAGAACACAAUAGAAUCUUAGAUAAACUGCAGAUAGACCAAGUUAUGAUCUGACUUGCCCAGUGGUGGUAAGACAGUGGUUCUGUAAGCUUCUUUGACGUUGGCAUACAGCAGAUCCAAGUUUUGUUAACAAACUGUAUAAAUCCACUCAGGUGAGCGGAGAGGGUGACAUGGUAGAAGUCUCCUGAUAUUAUCAUUAGUGCCUCAGGAUGUUGGGUCGGUAUCCUAGCAACAGUAUCAUGGAGAAUAUGACAUGGAACUUCAGCCGUUUCCUUGGGUGGGAUGUAAACAACUAUUGUUAUGAUAUGACUAAAUUCUCUUGGAACAUAAUAUGGCUGAGGAGCAACUGCCAACAGUUCAAUAUCUGGACAACACAACUUCUCCUUGACAGUUAUGUGUGAAGGGUUACACCAUCUCUGGUUGACAAAUAAAGCCAGACCUCCUCCUUUCUUCUUGCCACUAGCUUGAGCAUCUCUGACUGAUCUUAUGAGAGUGAAGCCAGGUAGAUCCACAGUAUUAUCCAAGAUAUUUUGAUUACACUUAAAAACUAAAAGGAUAAUACUUUCUCACAAUGCCAUGUUUUACAUUUAAGUCAGUCCAACUUCCUUUAGGUUUGAUAUUUCUCUUGGGUCAUGACAGAUUUAAGAUGACGGCAGAAUAAUUUAAACAGUAUUUACUGUUCUUAAGAAUUUUGUUUUAAUUUUCUCCUUCCAUUAUGCAGGUCUCGGACACCUCUACAGUACCUUUGCUUUAAAAACUUCUUAUUUACCUUAGACUGGUAUCUGUGAAAACCCCCAUGUCAGCACUAAACCAGUCCCUACUUGAAUAAAAAGUUAGACACAGCUUGGGCUAUUUUUCACACUGCUUUGUGGCCAGGAAAAGACCCUGAAACCGCCUCCAAACAGCGGACGACCUGAAAGGUUUUUCCUUUGCAGAAACUUUUGAGUGUUAGCUGUUAGCGCCUGCUUUGCUCUCCAUUUAGGCCAGAUAGAAAAGGUUUCCUGUUGUUACAUUCACUGGUGUUGUAAAUUUUAUUUCAGUUUGUGGUUUUGGGGCUUUAUAGAUGAAACAGCCUCCGGUUUCAGUAACAACUGAGAUGCAAGUCCAGCUUUUACUGGCCUUGGUUUACAGAGUCAUCAGUGAGGUGGGAAGCAUAGUCAGCUAAGAUGAUAUCUGAAAACAUCAAUCUGCCCUGAAAUAGCACAUAAUUAAACUUCUCAAUAAUGUGGUUGGUUGGGGUUUAAUUGUUUUCCUUCAUGUUUCUGGCUGAAUCAUAUUGAAAUUGUCUUAAUAAGCAUUCUGCACAUGCUCCAGAGUUAGCUGGAAGUUGAGUAGCACAAUUGUGUUGCUAAGAAGUUGGGUGGUAAAUAAAACCUUCACAGAAAGAGAAAAGAUGUAAAAAAGAUGAACUUAUUGUAUGGUACUAACACCGAGCUGUAAAAGUAUGUCAACUGGAAGACAACCUGAUAGAAACAAGCUGAAGGGGGCACGUCCCCGGCCUACUUUAGUGGAAGCAGACAUGCUCCUGCCUAGGCCUGUCACGAUAACAAAUUUUGCUGGACGAUAAUUGUGCUACAAAUUAUCGCCAAUAAACGAUAUUAUUGACACCAUUUUUUAAAUUAUAGAUAAUGAUAUUAUAUGGCAUAAUAAUGCAAGUACACCAUGUCAAAAGUGAUAAACUUUAAUUUCCACACGAGAACAACACUGGUUGUUUUCGUUGAAUAAAAUAUUUCCCUUUUCUCCCACGACGAAGACGUAACGUUGACGAGCUAAACAUAAGUCGGAGAUGACUAAAAUGUGACGAGACGAAAAUGACGAACAGAGUUGCAAAACUCAGUCAGUUAAACGCUAAACAUAUAGGAGCAGCUUCAGUCCGCUCUGACAGCUCUCAUCAGCCUGCUGUGCUCCUCCAACACACAGACACACACACACACGCACGCGCGCACGCGCGCACGCGCGCACACACACACGUGGAGUUUUGUGGUUGACGAAAACAAAACUGGUUUAAAGCCGAAAUAUUCCCACACUUGGGCUGUUGCGUUCGGUUUAGACACCAAAGCUGUCGUGUUCAUUCUGUUUACAUGCUUUUCACUCACGACGCUCACUUGCAGCACUGUAUCCAAAAGUCUGUGUCUGUGUGCCUGUGCGCGCCUACGUGUACCUGUGCUCGCCAGCCCCCUCGUGACAAAGACACUGAAUGACUGACAGGAGGGUUCACUAACUCCGUUCAUUCCGCUAUAAAGCCAACGCCCCCAGGUGCCGAGAACAAUGCGCAGAGUGAGACCUCUUCUCUCAUCCAGCGUGUUUGGUAGCGAGAGAGGAGGAAAACAAACGCACGUCAAUUAUCGAGGCUGGCAAAGUUAUCGACCUCGUUUUUAUUUAUCGAGCGAUAAGGCGAUUUAUUGAUUAUCACGACAGGCCUACUCCUGCCAAUUAUUCAAGAUUUGCCUAGUGUUUGUAAACUGUUAGUAAACUGUCUAAUUAAAUCACGUAAUCAAGCUUUAACCAUAGCUUGAUCCAACUGUAUAUGUAAACAAGGGGUGGGAAUCACUGUAUUACCCAAAUAUCAUGAUAUUUGGGCCAAUACAAUAUUAUUGCAAUUUUGCAAUACAGUGAGUAUUGCGGUACCAGAUGUUGCUAGAUUUAUAAAAAAAAUUUCAACUGCUUAGCUGAUUUAGCAUUUAUCCUUCCCUUGUGUUUGUCUUAUUUACGCAGUAUUUUUUUUUCAUGUAGCACUCCUUAUAACCGCUUAUAUCAGGUCCAUCUCAUUUGUGCCCUGCUUGCAUUCCUUUGUCCUUCCCUGUGUGCUGCCAUGUUUGUUGUACUCCUGCUCGAUGAUGUCACCUCUGCCAACCUCACUGGACAAACAGUUGAUUUAUUUUUCCAUUAUCAUAGAUUUGACUUCAUAUUGGCAAUUAAUUUGGAAAAAAAACAAUACUUGGUCAAUGAGUCAAUACGAUAUAUCACCAGACAAAAUAUCUUGAUACUAAAUUGUAUUGAUUUUCCCCAACCCCUAAUGUAAACACCUUUAAUGCACGGCAUUAACUAUCGUCAAGUUGUGGCUAUGAUUUGAAAUGACCUGUUCAGGAAACUUUUGGAAAACAAGUCUGCUAUCAAUGUACUUUAUGUCACGAAACUUUUUCUCUGGCUAGGUGUGAAAAUAAAACAUUCUAAUGUUAUAUGUAUAUGUUGAAUGUAGACCAGUCAUAGGUCUCCUAUAAUGCUGAUACAUAAGACUUAACUUCACCUAUAUGUGGCCAACAGAAGCAAAUGACUCAUCUAGUUCUGGUGAGAAUGUGACAGGUGUCCCACUUUUGACUCCUCUUAUUCUGUGUUUUAUUACAGCUGUCAGUGAUGUCCAGAUCUUAGAAACAGAGUAACCCUUCCUCCCAUCAUGGACUCCAAGAAGCCAGGCAUGCUGCGGCAUCUUCGCCAGAAAAUGAUGCCACACUUCCGGCGAGAUAAGACGAGCCCCAGCAAGUCAGGUGUCCAGCUGGAACAUGGCAUGGACCACAGGAUGAGCUCCUCUGUUCCUGACAUCAGGGACAUGAGACAGGAGUACCCUCCUAUAUCCUCUAGGACACAGCUCCAACAUUAUAACUCUCCCUGCUACAGUAGCCCAUCUACACCACUCAACAAGCCUGCAAGGAGCCCUGGAGGAGGUGGGAGGAGUGUGGGGAGGGAGGCAGGUGAUGGAGGAGUUGGGAGGAGUGAACACAUACUGCGUGUGCCAACAGACUGCACAGACUGGACUUCCUCUCAGGAGUCUUUCAACAGUGUGUAUGAGGAGGAGAGGAGCUUUCCAGAGACUCACUACAGAGCUGUGCAGGGCAUGGAGCCUGAGGAGUUAGGUCUGCCGGAGAUGAUGACCGUCUACAGCCCAGACCCUCCCUCCACUGGGGUCUCCAAGGACAGCUUACAGGUACAGACUCUGCACCUGAAAUGUCGAAUGAACUUAAAAGAUAAGCUCUCAAAAGAUGAGCAAAGAUCUGUCAAACAAAGAUUUGUGGUUUUAGUCUAACAGUGAGCCUGGCUGAAAAAAAAACCUUCAUAGUGUUGUAUUUUAUUUCUUUGUAUCACACAGGUAAGAGAUUUUGUGCUCCUGGUGUAUUGGCGGGUUUAUUUACAAUCAUGGGUGUGUCGUGUCAUGUGUGUUUGCACAGGGCCAACAUAGUUUAACUUGGAGGAGCUGCAUGAAGUUUUAAUUUAAAACCCUUCCAAAACCAAUAGUAAUCAGCAGCUCUGGUUAAACUCUGGCUGUGUGUGUUUUUACACUGCAUGAGAUUUAAUGGCUCACGCCUCCGCAGCACUAUUGUGAUAUCGGCCUGGACAAGGAUAUGGCAUGUGUGCUGAACUCGUGUGGUCACAUACUUUGUUCGCUUUAGUCACAGAGAGGAUUUGUUAACCACAAAAGCAACAACAGGACAGCAGUGAUACAUGAUAAAAGCAUUUUAGGAGCACACAGCGGUCUAAUCUGACAACAUUCAGGAUCAUUAUAUUUUCUUUAGAGAUGACAGUGACAUGAUCUACCACUAACCAUUUAUAGUUGACUUGAUCUCACUGUCUUCUCAGUCAUUUUGAGGGUGACAUGAGAAGGAGGAGUCAACAGGCUGUUAAAGGUGUAACCAGCUUUCCACAUAUCAGGUCUAUGGCAGGUAUUUGAGAAAGACUGAUUAACCAGUCUCCCAAUCAAUCAGAGAGAUUAACAGUGUUUUUAAAUCAUUUACAUCAUAUCAGCAUCAGCUUUGACAAGGUCGAUAUCACCAUUAUCUUUGUGAAAUGAUAACACAUUUGACCACCAAUCACUUUUCUACAGCUGCUCCUUAUGCUAGUUUAAAGCAUUGAAAAUUACAAUGAUCAAGUAUUCAGUCUUGCCACUUAGGCUGGUUUGCAUGUGAAUACCAUAAAAAGACACCAAAAUGAAUUUCAGUCAAUGUAAAGAAUGUCAAAAAAGUCUUCACAGGAGCUUAAGGUUCAGUCUUUUUUUUUUUUCUCCAAACAACUAUGAACUUUGAUGUCGUAUGCAAAAAACAACAACAGCACUGUGACACCAGUCUUACAUAUUAGCCAUUGACUGGCUUCUCUCUCUUUAUCAGUGUCUGCAUUGACUCUCAAAAAACAAUGGGCUCUAUUCUCGUGCUUCGCCGGAGACGUGGCGCAGGCGCGGUGUAAGUCAGGUCCGCCGCGCCGACAAGGCGUUCCCAAGCUCAAUUUGGUAUUUUGGUGAACGGCGCAGCCCGGCGUAAGUAUCCCCCCUCCCUAACUCAGCUCCUCCCAGCGGCAUAAGUCGUAGGGAGGGAGGAGAGAGGGCGUGGAGUGAGUUUAACACAGCCGAGACCUGUAUUGACCAAUAACAUCAGCUCCUCUCCUUGCCUUUAAAUCCGCCACCGGCGAGGCGUAUUACUAUUUUUGUUAAGUAGUCAAAGAGAUCAAGAGAUGUCUGAAGACAGUAAUGCCACAUGAUGGCGACAAAAGGCAGCCUCUCAACAAGUGUCGCUGUAAAAGCUGCAGAGGGCGUCCUUCACACUCUCUCAUAUAAGCACAGAUGGAUUUGGUGUGUGUAGGUUUGGACCCACUAGUAAGACAAACACCCUUUUCCACAAAUAAAGACACUCACAUAAAGUUGCAUAUAUUCAAACCUCACGUGACAAAGGUGAGUUGUGCACAGAGAUCACAACAUAAACUCCAAUAAUGGCAUUAAAAUCGGAACCAUCUGUGCGUAAAUGACGCAUCGCGCUCCGUGGCCUGGCUCUUUCUUUCAUAGAUGUUGGCAUAUAAAAUAAAUUUAGCAACUGCAGGUGCAGCAGGAUGGGGAGAGGACACGGAGACAUGUCCAGGUCGAGCUGUGCAAGAAAUAAGAGGAAGAGGAAGAAAGAAAAGGAGGGAGACGAAUUACAUAUCUUGUUCACUUCAUGUGUGUCUAUUUACUAGAUAUUUAAUUUAAUUUAAUUAAAUUUAAUGCGGUUUCAGCUGUGUUGAUUCGGUCAGGUUGAGUGUCCAAACGCGUGCCAAACACGCUCAUCAGAUCAGAUAUAGAGCAGAAUAUAUCUAUAUAGAUCUAAAUGUAUGUGCUGACUCAGAUUAUUAGUUGUUGAUGAUUACUUAUUGCACUGAAAUGUGCCUGACACUGUGGAAACCUGCCGGUGAGGCAUCGGUGACGUAUGCCGAUACGCCGCCGGUCUACCAAAAUACUACUAGACCAGCUGCGCUCUGCCUGCGCUGAAAGCUGACCAGGUUUGAAUCAGCGAGCUUUCAGCACACUCUAUACGCCACCGGCCAGCACGAAAAUGUCACUGCGCCCGCUGAUUCUGUCGACACCUCCCCCUACCAUGCCACCACGCCCAGCUUGGUGGACCUUGGUGCGCCUCACUCCACGAAAAUACCAAACUGGCUGCAUGCCAGGCUCCGCCAGACGAAAAUACCACUGUGCGGGGUCCGCCACCCUCCGCUGCCUCACCGGCGGACACGAAAAUAGAGCCCAAUAUGCGUAGACCACUGGUUGUUUAAAUUUGAAUCUCUGCAAACUUGCUGUUCUGAAAGUAAGACAUCAUUCAUAAAACAGUCCAAAUGAAGCACAGUUUAUCUUACACACUGAUGAUACAGCAUCUGCGGCUCCACUAUUAGCAGACACACCUUUUAUCACAGAGCACUAAUGGCUCUCAGUAAGAUAUUUACAGUGUAAUGCUGCCAUAUGGUCAUUCUGCAUGCUGGACCUGUGCAUUAGAACUGAUGCCAACAAACAUGCAUCAGUGUAUGGGCAAAAAGAGUCAGUCUUUAGCUCAUUGACAGAAAUAGGUGAUGAUGACAUUCUUUCUGCUACAUUAAAGACGUGGUCAUAUCCUGUAUUAUCAUCAUACUACACACCCCCCACUUUACACAUCUAUGAUGAUCAGCUGAUAUUGUUCUCAAACGCGUUGAAUAAUUAAGUUGAUAACAAGCACCGUGUUGGCAUGAUCUCAUCUUUUGUGAAACCUGGUUACUAAAAGAUACCCUGGCUAUGCUGAUAUGACCUGGCCUCUGGUGUUGGGUAACUGCCUAUCUAGCCUGUCCACCAUGACUCCCAUUUCUUUUAACUACAGCUUUAAGAAGGAAUGAAAUUCUUGACAUGUUCUUUUUUGUUUUUGUUUGUUUGUUUGUUUGUGUGUUUGUUUGUGUGUUUUUAGAAAGUUUUCCUUGUCCCUGAUCAAAUUAACCCUUUCUUUAAAACUGUGAAAUCUCUAUCCUCAUAAGGCUUCUCAGCAGAUGGAAACAUGAAGGUCUCUAAAUCCUCCUAGUAGACUUGAAAAUGAAAUGUAAAAUUUACUUUCAUCUCUAAACAGGACUUUGGUCCACUAAGCAAAAGUCCAGUUCUUAAGUCCAGGUGAGACUCUUUUUAAGUUGUCAGGAGGGUCUUAACAGCAGGAAAAUGACACUUGUAGUCCAUCUCCUAGAUUCCUUUGUGUGUAGUGGCUCUUGAUGCUCAGACUCCAGCCUUAGUUCCUUGUGAAGCUCCUCUAAAUUCUUGAGGUUGCAGUUAUCCCUGUUUUUUGGUCUCCUUUUCCUCCCUCACUUUUCUCUUCAGUCAACUUUCCAUGAAUCUGCUUCAUACAGAUUCUGUGAACAGACAGACUUUAUAGCAGGGACCUCUUGUGGCUGACCCUCCUUGUGAAUGCGGUCAGUGAUGGUCUUCUGGACAUCUGUCUAGUCAGCAGUCUUCUCCAUGAUUGUAGUUGUGUGUACUGAACCAAAGUGAGAGAAUAAACAGGUGUUUGCAGGUGUUAAGAGUGACUAGAACUCUUUUAAGGCUGAAAGAACUGACAAGAAACUGGAUUUUUCACUAUAUUCUUUACAGAAAUUGGAUUUUUAAUCAGGUAAUAUCCAAUACAAAUGGGCACAUGCACUGAGAAUCCAACAAAAGAAGGAAAACAACAUUGCUGAAUUGAUGUAAAGGCAAAUACUAGGUACAAUAUGUCUUCGGUGAGAGAUGUCUAUGACAGUUGUGCCUUUGAGUGUAAAGCUGUCAUUUAGCUCUGUGUCUGCUUCGCAGAUGCCAUGGUAUGUAUACCUUUAUGAUGUAAUAUUGUCCGUGUUUACUUCCAGAACAAAGUCUCUGAGCGUGAGCACGUCCUCUCAGACGUGUCUAUUCACAUCAUGUUUGCUCCUCAGAGUAAACGUUUAACUGACAUGCUCAGAUGUCACAGAUCAUGAAUGCCUCUUUCAAUAGAAACACAAUGACCUGAGGAAAACAAUUGUCCCUUAUCGUCUGCUUCCUCUCAGCUGCUUUCUGUGUGAUCAUUUUCUGUUUGGAUCUGAAUAGUUGGUCCUAAGUGACUGCUCAGUUCACUAUGGUUGAGAUUGGCUGAUCUACUGGAGCACAGGAGCACAGAGCCCAUUUUGUGUAUCUGUUUUGUAAGUACUUUUUGUGAUGUAUGUAUUACAUAGCUCUUCUUCCUCUUCCUCAAAGUGUUUUUUUCAGCAUUUGUUUGCUUUGGUUGCUGCUCAGAGGAGAUGGGGUGUAGUACAAAAGUGACUCCUCAGCUGUGUCAGAUCUCUGGAUGAAGGUUGCUGAACUAAAUGAUUUCUAAACAAAGACAGCAAACACUGACUGUCCUCUAAUGACUGCACCCCACCCCUGCUAAUACUACAAAGAUGACUUGGCAUUUGAAGCUCUCAGCUAAUGUCAACACAAACUCUGCUCUUCACCUUUGAAAAACUUUGCACAAAAGAAUCUUAAACAAUCGCAGAGCAUUUAUUCAGUGAAAUUAAGACCAUUUCGCUAGACGAUUGAGUUUAAAUCAAAGAUUUGAGCCAUGGCAUGAAAUUAAAACAGUCAAUUUGCCACUUUUUGAUAUGUGAUAAUGGCAAACUAAACGUGCAUUCACAUGCUCAUUGUAAAUCUUUCCUCAGACUCUAUUCAGCCUGUGGGUUCAAGUCAAAACAUGGAAGUAACAUGUGAGUGUUAAAGUAAACAUGUUGGUUCUAUUACAGGAAACAUAACUUUUAGGUUGCAUGCAAAAGAACCAAUAUGUACAGCUUAAUGCCACAUUAAAAGGAACAUGAUGCAAUAUAGAUGAUAGUAGGUUUUUAAAGCUCCUAUAGGGAGUUUUUUAUGUUUAUGAAAUAGACUGAAAACCACAUAAUUGUCUAUAUAUUGUGAUUAUUUUUAUGUCUGAAACUGAUGAGAGGGGGUGGGUCUGAUCAGAGCUAAAGGAAAAGUCCUGCUUUUACACUGUAUGCACAAUAUGUUUAUAAUGAAACAUUGGUGUGGCAGUUGAAAGUCCGCAGAAUGAGAUUUCAUUAAAACUGUUCACAGAGGGGGCAACAUGAAAUAUCCAUCUACUUCCCUGUAGUGUUAGCAUGUGGCUAAUGGACUCAAUGCUCCAACAGUCUACUUAUCUGGUACAGUUGAAUAUAUAUUGCUAUAAACGACAAUACAAACCUGAGAAAUAUAAAUAUACUGUCGAAUCCCAGUCUACUCACAUGUUCCUGAUUGCACGUGCAUGGAUGGCUUAUAGGUGACAACUUUUUUCAGUGCAGUGGCACGUGUCCUUUUAGCAAGUCCACUAAAUCUGCAAGAUACAUUAGACAGGUACACAGGUGUUUGUGCGCAGAACAGCAGGUGCACUGACUGGCUGUUCAGGUCACCUCAAACGCAUUUCUCCUGAAGUCCUUUGUCACAGUAUAAUAUAUAUGUUGUUUGUAUCCAAACUAUAUUGUGUGCAAACUUUAGCCCCAAUGAUUGCUGUUGUAGCUAGAGCUGUGGGAUAAAUCAGUUAAAUCUUAUUAGUGGUUGUUGUGCCCCUCCCCCCUCAUUCACUUGCAGCAGACACAAUGACAAUUAUAACAUGGCUGCUAGCGAGAGUGAAACUCAUAUUCCCAUCGAAGGCUUUAUCUCAUCAACGGGUUUCAAUUUACCAUGUCAGACCUUGAACAAACACCAUUAUGGAGAGUCACAUCUUUGUCAUUUGUUGUUUUAUUUUUAGGAGGAAAACAAAAAUAUAUAGAGAUUGUAAAUAGAGUCACCUGAGACUGUACUUUUGGCCGUAUCGCUCAGCCCUAACUGUACAUAAGAAUAGAGUGGACAAGUCAAACAUCAUCAGAUGGAGGUGAUUUAAUCUGAAUAUCUUUGCACACAUGACAAUAUUUUCUACACAGUGUAAAAUCCAAAGGGGUGAACAGGUCCACUGGUGUUCUGAACCACAAACAGGAAAUCACCCUUCUUGUCUUCACACCUAAAGUUCACUUUCUCCGAGUGACUUGACCGGUCUGUAUCUUAUAGUUUGUUUUUAACAGUUUGUAAACAUGUCAAAACUUUGCACAGCUGCUGCUCAAAACUGUUGAAAAAGUUUUACUUCCUUUUGGAUCAGUUAUUCAAUAAAUUAAAAUCUGAUCCUGUCUGGACUCAUUUCAUGUAAACCGAAAAAAAAGUGUUUCCUGAUUUUAAUUUUGACACUUAUAGUCUACAGCUAAAAAACACAUCUCAUAAAACAGUAAUAGAAACUCAGCAUACUUAUCAGUGUAAUCUGAUACUUUUUUUGGAUCAGGUUUAGAAAAUAUCCCCUUAAUUUGAAAUACUGAAUUUUCUGAUCUUUAUGGGCUAUUAGCCAAAAUCAUCAAAGCUAAAGCAAAAAACACUUUAAAUAUUUCAUUUAACAUCCAAUGAAUAGUUGUCAAUCAAAUAACAUAACAAAGACCUCUUUAUUUACAAUACUCCAUGUCUGAGCUGCUACUGUGUAUUGAAUAUUAGUGGGAACAGUUUAAGAUAAAAAAAAAAAAAGUUUCAUCCUUUCUUUCCAUAAAACCAUAAUGAAAACACUCUCUCAUGAGGCUGUAAGGAGAGGUCAAAGGCACCAAACUGCUGUAACUUUCAUCUGAAUACAGGGGAAAAAAGAGCAGGAAAAGUUCAUUUCUUUUUUUUCAUCAGGGUGUACUUUGGUUUUAAUGCUGUUCAGUCCCCGGGAGACAGGAAUUUUAAUCAAUGCUCCGAGGAUUUGUGCAAGCUGGAGGUAGAAAUGAAAGAGAGUGAUCAGCAGACUGAAAGUCCUCUUUCAUUAUAUGGGACUGUAGUUUUCGUUGAAUGUCACAUAUUGAAGUGUUUCUGACAUGAAAUUACCUUUGUCUCUGCAGAACGAUGAUUUCAACAGUCACGCCUUGACAGAGGGGGACAGCCUAAAUGUAAGUGUUGCUCUUGACUGCUUGGGCAUUUGCUUAUUUAUGAACACAUCCUGUGCUGUUAAAAUGAGACAGUUAUUGUCUACUAAGGACUGAUGUUUCAGAAGAAUAUCAUGUUAAAUGUGAGGACAGAUAGUUUUAUUUGAGGCAGCAUGUCUGCAGUCAAAAGGACUCUUUAGUGGACUAAUCCUGUUCAUUUCUGCUGCAGCAUUUUACAUUUGUAGACACACAGUCCUGUCAAAGUUGAAAUCCAGAUUAUUGUGGCUCAAAGGAUAUCCCGUGACAUUAGUGCUCAGUGUGUGUCUUCCUGGUCUGCGUGGCAGGUCAUGGUUGGGACCCUGAGCCGGGUGACUCCAGGUGACUGAGGGCAUAUUCUCUGAAAGAGUCUGUUUGGUUUGGCUGAGGGGCUUAAUAGUGAUUAAAAAUCCCAUGGCAUAGCCAGGAAGCAGAGAUGGCAUAAAGCUACUUCAAGCUUUCCAGGCACUUUACUUUUCUCUCAGAAAAUCUAGAUAUCUAGCAAAACAAUAAAAAUAGUGGUUUGAAAUAAGAUCUUAAAACUUACAUAAUAGGUAAAAUCCAGGGUUUGCCAAUCAUGUCAUACUGAUACAAACAAGCAGAACCAGUGUCAUGAGUUUGUGUUGCAAUGUUGUGAAAACAGUUUUUAUUCUUGUGAUAGGCUUGCACAGUUACACAGUUCAUGUUUUUCAUCUAUUACCAGGCCAAAAAGAGCUAACAAAACAUGCAUUUCAAACUUUGAUCUCCAUCUCUAUCUGCUGUUCUUAUCUCACUUAAGACUUUGUAAUAUUCAUUUUUGUGAUGAAUAUCACUAAUUAUUUAUCAAAUUUUGACAACUGAUAAUUUGAAGGACAUUUUAAAUUUAAUAGGGGUUAAAGUAUUGGUAUUGUUUUAUUCUGUGUGUCCAGAGUGAGAUGGGAAAUGAGGCCCCGAGUGUGACGGAGAACUCCAGAGAACCGUCUCGGUCUUUCCUGCUCACCAUCAACCUGAAGGAAGGACGGAAUCUGGUUGUCAGAGACCGCUGUGGUAAGAAUCCGGCUUCUACCAUCUAUCAGGGUUUAGGAAAGUUUUCUCUAUAGACAGACUUUGUGGUGUCUGCCUGUUAUAAGGUUUAAGACAAGAAAAACACACCAGGAGUGUGUAUUCAUUGUUUUUGUAUGCUGAAGGUGGCAGCUGCACUAGGGCUCUGAUACAGUUCAUAACAUGUGGUCUGAUGUAGAGAUCUGUGAUGCGUUUAGAGAGAUGUUGGAGCUGAGUCAAUGUUUGUGGUGGCUGGAUGUACUUUUCCACCCAACUGAGUCAAACCCUGACCUCUGAGUUGAUUUACCCUUGGAUGAGUUUCUUGACCAGACCAGCUUAUCUGAGUAAUGGUUUGUUACAUUUACCUUGGAGGUCAGAUGUCAGGGCCGGAAAUGACAUCCAAAGUGGGUUGUGAGUUGAAGUUAAAUUAUGAAAGUAGUGGUUGAUGUAAUUACGCAAAACAAAACAAAUUUGCCAUUAAUGCUACUAAAAGAACUGCUGUUUCAUUGCUGAUGCAAGGAGAAACCAUCCCAGUGUACCUGAAGUUGCUGCUGGUUUCCUGAUAAGAAUUCUGACUUCAAGUGGCAUUCAGGGUCACAUUUAUGGCAGGAAUGUCGGAAUUUACAACCUCUGAGAUUAAAUGGACUACACAGUCAGUUCAUUCAGCUCUGAGAGGGUUACCUGAAGUUCAGCGUGUACACUGGGACUGUUAAAAUGAACACAUUUAUUGAGCUCAAGUAUGUGAAAUCACCAUAGCAACAGGCAACAAAAAGUCUUAGUGUAAGCCCAAAACCCACAGGAUCUGUGUUGAGUGCAUUCUGUCAGUGUCGCACGGUAAAUACAUUCCCAUUGUAACCAAGGCAGCAUAUUCCACAGGGAGCCUCUCCUUAACCGGAAGUUAAGCACAAGCAGGAUAUAGUGAAUACUGUGAAUUUCAAAAUAACACAUCAUAUUUGGACUUGUGACUGUUUAUUAGUUUGUGUAGAUAAGAAGUACUUCCUAGUUAUGGAUUUACAUGAACACAUUGAACAACCCCAUGGCCUGUCCCUGAUCCAUGCGGACCACAACAGGACUUUGAGCUGCUAAUUAUGUCUGAAGGUAACAACACAGCAUAAAGAAACAUAGUUUACUCUAUUAAACACCAGUAAACCUGCAAAAACCCAAAAUUGGAAAUCAUGUUGCUUUUUCACAUACAGUAAAAGCUCAACAAAAGCUUAACUAGAGCUGGAAAUCCUUGUGCAGUUACAUGGCAAGUAUGGGCAUGUAUUUAAAAAGAAAAGCAACACAGAGGGAUAAGCAGGGUGGGAGAAAGUUACUGCAAAUGCAAUCAUUUGUUAUUUAAUCACAUUGAUAAGAUUACAGGUGAAAACUGGUGGAAAAGUAUUGGACCUAGAUUUUGUUUGUAGAUUGAGAUCCUCUUCAAGUGGCUAGUUUGAGAAGCUGAGAAUGACAUUGAAACAGAAUAGAUCUGAAUCUGUUCAUGUAAGAGCAUGUCCAUGAUGAGUGAUGUUGGUAAGAUCAUCCUGAUACACAGCAUGUGAAGAAAAACGAUAACACUCCUGUAAGUAUCCUGAUAUAACAUCAAGUCAGGGUCUGAAAACCCUCUCCUCACAUAAAUGUGAGUCCCCUGUGGAGAAAUGAAGCCUUCUUAUAUAUAGGCUCCUUCAUAAAAAUACAUGCCCAUGUUCAAAAUAAAAUAAUAAAAAUAAUAUAAAGGAUCAUUAUUGAGGGUGAGUAAAUUAUGGGCACUGAUUGGUGCUUUUAUCGGUAUAGUUGCCUGUUCUUGACUCUGCAUCUCAGACCGUAUAGGUGGCACCUCGGGUGUUAUUGUAUUUAUAUGCAGUUCUCUUACUAUCAUCUUCUUAAGAACUAAGCACAUAAACUCAAAUAAACUUAACUCAGUUCAUCACUCAUUCAUGUUUAUCCCUCUCCUCAUGAGCUGAAGUGCUACCACAUUUAUUAGUCAUUUUACCCUCACAUUAUUUCCCACAACUUUGGUUUUAAGCAGUUUUAAUCUGUUUAUAACUCUUAAUUUACCUUAAAUCUGUGGCAAAAUAACGAGGUAACUUAAAAUAUAUCAUACUCCUUAUUUUCUCCUGAAUUUUAUUCAUGAUUUUUGCUCAGAAAGUGCUCUUAAUCUACUCAAAAGAACUGUGUCCUCAGCCCAUGUGUGUGUUUUAUUGCCCAGUCCUCACUGUGUGUUUAGCCUUGGCUGGUAAAUGACAUCCAGGAGUGUGCGUGCGUGCGUGCGUGCGUGCGUGCGUGCGUGCGUGCGUGCGUGCGUGCGUGCGCGCAUGCUUUCACUACACACCAUGUUAAUGAUUCCAGGGACACCAGAGAUGGCUGAGUUUCAGGUUUACUUCUGCAGUAUAACAGCCAGGGCUGGAUUCCUCACAGCAUAUAAGAACCUGUCUGAACCACACCCUGUAUUCAGUACAGCAGGCUUUUCACUGCCAGUGUGCACUAUUGUGAUCACACUCACUCUCAUCAGGCAGCGUAUUUACACAAGCAGACUGUGGGAGGAGAGAGAGAAAAAAUGAGAGGGAGGGUCAGCUCACUGGAGAGCUCUGUUUCUCAGCCUUAUUGUUCUGACCAGACACUUUUCUUUAGUUUUCUAAGAUGUGAUCAGCUCUUCAUUGUUUAGUUUGUUGUUGUAUUUUUAAAAAAGGUCACCAAAGACAAACAAAAGGCAGAGGUAGGACAAGGCACCUGCCCACAGCAACAAAACCUCUAAAAUAGUUUCCUGAUACUAUUGACCAACCAGCAAACUCCUCUAAGCCCCACCAGAUGAGCUGAAAGCAACCUGGGCUUCAGUACCACCUCAGCAGUGCCAACAGCUGAUUGCCUCUUUGUCACACUGCAUUGAUGGAGUUAUUUGUGGUCAAGAUGCCCCAACCAAGUAGAGUACAUAAACAAACGUACUUCUCAGAAGCUAAACAUUUCUGUAUUUCAAAUCAUUUUAUUAAAAUGGAUUUUAGUAUAUAUUUUAGGUACCAGGUUUAUGAUUUUCUUGAGCUAUGAGGCCCAAAAUGUCAAAGCUUUAAUAGAAAUAUUUCACAUUACAUCCAAUGGAUUAAAAAAAUGAAAGUUUACCCUUGUGGAUUAAGUUUUUUUUUUUUUUUUUUCUUUCUUUAUUAUACUCCUUUUUUAUGUGCGGUACCUGUAUCAUAGGCUAGAAAUUUAAUGCUGUUAUUGCAACACAAAACACAAAGGCAGAGGCAGCUUUGUUUACACUGGAAAUAGAUGUGUGUCGUGCUGCCCUCAGCUGGUGGACUGACAGAAUAGCUUCAUGUCAUAAACUGUGCUUCCUCUAGACUUGGAGUGUAAAAACUGUGUCAGAGCAGCAUCCCCCAUCAUUGAUCAGACUCUGGACCCAUGUCUUAAUUUAACCCUCAUCUGGUACAAUCUCCUCUUUUCUUAUCAAUGUAUGAUGCAGCAUAUUAAGGUGUUAAUAAACACACAAAGAUCUGCCCUCAGCCUUCACAGUGGAAGCUAGACUCUGAUUGGCUUGUGUUUCAGGAAGUUGUGGCCACAUCAGUUGGGGAGGAAAAGAAACCACAUCCUCAACACACACACUCGAGAGAUGACACCAUGAGAUCACUGAUCUUUUCAUUUAUUGUAAACCAGUCUGAUAAAGUAACUUGUGACAGAAAAAUGGAGACAUGGUUGCUUAACUGGUUUCUGUUAGAGUCAGUGGUAUAGACAGGUCGUCUAGAAACAGACGGAGUGGAGUUCUUGGUUACAACAAAUUUGAACUACAACUUUCACCACAAAGGGGGGAUUUUUAGGGGGGAAGUAUAAAAACAAACGUGGGAAACUCUUGCUAAUCUGUAAUUUCUGGUCUAUAUAUAGUCAUUCAAGUCUGCUGUAUAUGAUGUUCUAAUGUCGGCAGCAGAAAGUACACCCGUUUGCUCCAAGAAAAUGCUGUAAUUAAUCUAAUGAGAAAUAACAGGCUGUUGCUAUGAACAAAAGAUCAAUCAGAAUCAGUUAACUAACACGGUCAUGUGAUGAUGUUUUGUAUUAUCUUUAGGCACCAGUGAUCCUUAUGUGAAGUUUAAACUGGAGGGGAAAACUUUCUACAAAAGCAAAGUGGUUUAUAAAGACCUGAACCCGACAUGGAACGAGACCUUUUCCCUGCCUGUGAAGGACCUGAGCCAGAAACUUUACAUCAAGGUAACUUUUACCGGUCCCUGUAAGUUAGGUCUGGUUUUGAUUGGAACCUUUUCAUUUUUACUCAUGACAUCUGCAGUGUGAUGUGGACAUGUUUUCAGAGAAACUUCUUUAACUUUCUAAAUGUGAUGAAUGCUUUUCUGGAAAACUCCGGACAAUAACCGUUAUCACACCUCAGGUCUGACACAUGCAUAAAGGGAGGGGUCAUCAGCAGCUGAGUAAGAUCUGCUGACACAUGAAUGAUAUAUUUCAUUCAACAACAACUUUAACACGUCUCCUCGAGUCAACUUUAGUUUCAGCCUCCUCCUCUUUCAGCUGAAACCUUAGAACCCCUUAACCGGCGUUCACACCAGAAGUGUGAGCAGUGUGGCCGCUGCAGGACAGAUUCAUUUUCAUUUCGGCAUUCAUGUUUACGGAUUUGAGCUUUCAGACAGCUGCAUGUCUCACACUCACCUGUUUUUACUACAAGCCACAUGUAGAAAACAUCUCGGCCAUGAAAUCUAGUACAUGGUAACACUUCCUUUUCAAAGUAAGAGCCAGGUUUUUGUGUGGUUUCUGCUGAGAGGCUCUCCUUGUUUCCACAUAGUACUUUCAUUCUAGAUAUCUGUCUGGGACUGUAUUUGAAGUAUUUGCGAACAGACUUGCAUUCUCUGACAGACAGGACUCAGCGUGUGCACACAAAAAGUUUCAUCUCUAGAUCUGUUGCAGUAAUCAAAGGAGUUCCCGAGGGUCAGUGUUGGGACCACUUUUAUUUAUUUAUUAUUUCAAUUGUGAUAAAAAUGUGUCCCAUGCAAACUUUAAUUUUUAAGCUGAACACACUAUGAUAUACUGCUCAGCAUCCACUCCAGCCCCAGCUCCUGUACCUUUAACUCUAUUGAACCAUUUUUUUUAUGGUUUUACAUCUCAAAAAAAGCAGCUGGAGAUAAGAUUAAAAUUUAAAUUUGGCUUUUAUUUUGGAAUCAAUCCUGCUUUUCUCUCAGUCUGAGAAGAAUUCAGUCUUUGACAUUUGAUAUGGAUUCUAGUGAUAUGUUGUGCAUGAACACCUCUGCUUAGAGUAUGCAUUCUCUGGACACUAGCACUGAGGUUCAUCACUAUUUUAAAGCUUCAAUCAUCACAGUUACUGAAACAGCAACAGCUUCUUUUUUGUCGAUCUAUCUUUGAGCUGCUUUCUUCACACUUCAUACCUACUAUUACUCAAUGUAAGGACCUCUUCUUACAGUUAGGUCAAAACUGAAAUGAGCAAAAAAUUUACUUGGUUUACCCAAAUUAAAACCACAAAUUUACAUUUCUUUACUUCUGAAUUUCCCAAGUCAAUGGUCUUCACUUGGGAUGGAUUUAAAAAGAGCUUGAGCUUAAAUGAACCGGCUUAACUGGAUAUAUUUAAGGUGAUGUUGAAUAACACAACAGGGCAGACACAUCUGGCUAUAGGUGGUCUGCUUGAUGUACACAUUACCUCAGAUGAUUGGGAAAAGGACUUGUUCGGUUGUUUUAUUCAUUACUCUUACUAAUUUUACUGUUUUAAUUCUACUGAAGUUAAUAUUUAAAAAACAUCUAGUACAGAAGAAGUUUCCUGUAGUGUGAUCUCCCUCUCCCUCUUUUGGCUCUCUCUCUUUCUCUCUCUUUCACUCUCUGCUCAUGCUGUUGAUUUUUUACCUGUGUAAAUGAAGGUUCUGUUAUAAAAUUCAAAUAAGGUGAAUUUAGUGUAAACCCAACCCCGAAACUGGUCUAGCAGCAGAAACCAGGUAUGGAAAACAGCCUGUGAAGUGAGUGUGAAGUAUUUAGGCUGACCCUGUGUGAGCUUCCCAACUGUCUGAACGGUCUGUCUGCUCGAUUGUAUGUGCAACGCUGAUAUUUGUAUUGUCUAUAUUGGUUAUUGAACGCUGAUGUGAUUUAGUGCACCUUGCCGAAGACAAAUUUCCCCUCGGGAAAAUAAAGUGUAUCUCAUCUCAUCUCAUUUACAUGACACUCUUUUCUGUAAAACAUGGAUCCCAAUGAUAUUUAUAAAGUAAAGGAAUGUAAAUAUGUGGCUUUAAUUUGGGUAAAACUUCUGAAGUUCACUGACAGCUGCAGCUCACACAGCCCACACGGACACACCUGCUGUGAGGACUUCAUGGUGGUGUUAGAGCCAACACACCGACUGAGUAAAGCUUAGGUAUUCAAGUUUGUUCCUAACUUUGAUGAUUGUUUUCAGUAUCUGACUAUUUUUUUCCACACUCAUCACAGCAACAAAUAUGUGUGACAGUUGUAAGUUGAACCCACUCACCCUCUCUGUAAUGACUCUGCUCUCCUAAACACUUUGGGCCUGAUCUACUAAAGGUUUGCCUGUGCAAAAACACGUGCAAACUUGAUAGCACACGCACACCUGAUCUACUAACCGGAUGCACCUAGGAUUGCGUCUGUCAAAUGAGCAAAACAGCAUGCGCAAUCGAUUUAGUGUGUUUGACUUCAUGAAUAUGCAGAAUAUAUGUAGAUCAUCAGAAUGUGCAAAAUCCUGGGAGGAGCAGAUGCAAAUGGAAUCAUUUUGCACCCGCAGUGUGAUCUAUCAAACCUGGAACCGGAUUGCGGUUGCUGUUUUGCUUCUAUAUUUAGAAAGUUUGAAAGGCAUGUGCAAACUGUCUAUUUGGGAUCUUAGUAGAUCAGGCCCUCUGUGUGUUAACAGCCUGUUGAUAUUUGACAUGACAGGUGUACGACCGUGACCUGACAACUGAUGACUUCAUGGGCUCUGCCAACGUCACCCUGAGUGAUCUGGAGAUUGACAAGUACGUUUCUCAGAGUCAGUGUGUGGUAUGUGUGCACACUGCAGGACUUCAAUAUAGCAGAAAGUUCAGGCACCAGUUCAGUGAGGUUUUGUACUCUUUGAUCUUCUCUCAUAUACAGUGGUGCUGUACAUAGUGACUUUAAUCUGAUGAAGAGCAGGUUUACUCGAUGUUCCUCAUCUGGUGAAUUAAAUUUCUGGUGUGUUGGAGCAGCUUAUAGAAAUGUUUAUGAGGUGUUAAAAGGUGAGAGCAUACUGCCUUAUAAAGAUGAUUUAUAACGUGUUAUACAAAAACACUAACACUAUGAAGGUGUAAUUCAUUAUAAACCAUACCUUCCUUAUGUUUACUGAUUAUGACACUUCAUAAACAUUGCUGUAAUUAAUGCUUAUAAACACUUGAAAUGAGAGUUAGAGAGCCUAAUAAAUGUUUUUUGAAGGCUUUAUGGUCGUGCUUAUGAUUUUUAAAAUUUUUUUAAUAAACCAACAUAGUAUGAUAAAAUAUGUUAUCCCCAACUUUUUCUUCUCUAUUAGUGCACUAUCUACCUCCACACACGCCGAAAGCCUCUGUUCAUGCACCCAAAGAGAUAUGUAUCUCUUCAUUAGUUAUUGUCACUCAGCUGUGGGGUUUAUAUUACAAACCAAGACUGAAUAGUUAACGAAGAUCAUCCACAGAAAAAAUUAACAAGAAAAUUGCAACACAAGCUAAUGACAGCUCAAGAAUCCCCUGAAAGAGAGGGGGCAGGGCAGUGGUCCCCAGUCUCAGGUAAUCCCAUUUGUCACUUAACCUGGUUAGAAAAAAAAGGGAGGAGGACAGAUACACAGUCAGGAACCAUACAGUCUUUACAUCAUGUCCUGAACAAGGUCAUGUUUUUGACAAAAGAUACACCCGUCAGUCUUUUAACUGUUAAAUGUAUCAGACAUUGAGAAUACAGUGUAUUUCUAAAUCAUCUUGACACUAUCUUGUUACAGUGCUUACAGGCAUUAAAUUAUGCGAUUCAGGGUGCCAGCUUACCCCAGCAGUUAACCCGUGUACCCCAUGUUGCCUACGGCUCCAUUCCCACCUUGUCACAUGUUAUUCCCCUCUCUCUCAGUCCUGUGUCUGACUCUGUCUACUGCCCUGUCCUCUCAAUACAGACAUUAAAAGACCUAAAAAAAAAACAAUAGAAUCACUGUGAUCACACAGAGGCAUCAGUGGAAAUCACGAGCUGUCUGUACCAGAACACCUGAGAUCAUGUGGCUGUGAAGUCCAGUACAGCAGCACUGUUAGUCAGAAUAACCUGUUUCAAAGUGCAGCCACUGAGAUAAGUUUCUCUCUUUGGCAAAAUUAUCUUUUUAAUUGAAACUUAAAUUUUGUCUUUCAGGGUCAAUGAGAUGUCUCUGCCCUUAGACGACCCCAACAGCCUGGAGGACGACAUGGGGGUCGUGUUGGUGGACCUGAGUCUGUCACACAGAGACGGCGACAGCAAAAUAGGCCAUGUGUGGCAACCUCCCAUAUAUAUUUACUGCAUGUUGUCUGGCAGUAGGGAUACUUGUGCUGAAUUGAAUUGAUCACACAUUAGUGUUUUUACACACUGUUGUUGUCCAUGUCAUACUAACCACAUUGUUGUUUUGUUCUGUUUUGCACCUAACAUGCAUGCUCCUGCUGACAGCGGUGGCCUCAAAAACAGAAACGAAGCCUUCGGGUAAGGCACAGUGGGGGGGAACAAGCCGGACAGACUUGAAGUGAUGUUUUAAGGGUUGAACAUUUCGGAUCCAUACCACAGAGAGACAUCAUUAUACCUGCAGGACAGAAACAGGGAUGAAGUCAAUCACUUCUACCUCUAGCUUUUUAGACUGUUAGUACAGAAGCUGGUCUGAGAAUUGUUGUUUCUUUACACAAGAGGGCAGCAGAUUCCCACUUUGUGUGUGUCUUUAGAUGGAAAUAUAACCUUAGAGGAAAAAAGAUGCAGUUAUUAAUUUUGAGAUUGAUGAUUAUAUGACAUCAACGAUAAGAAGUCUGUUUUUUUUUUUUUUUUAACAGACCUCAUGAAGCAAAAUCACAAUCAGGAUUAAGGUUUAUUGUAAAGAAGUUCACACACACACUUGGAUGGGGGGGGGGGGGAUUUUGGUGCCAAAAUGAAGAAGCAGGACAUAAUGAAUAAUUAAUAUAAGGAAACAAUAAAAAAAAUUUGAAUUACAUAUUUUAUAUAUAUAAUAUAAUGUACAUAUUUUUAAAGUAUUAAUGAUAAGCUUGUACAGUUUGCACUGUAAAAUAAGAUGUUAUAAUAAUAUACUACAAUUUAUUUAAUGAAAUCACUUCUCUUUGGAAAAAAAUAGCUUUUGAAGGGUUUUUCCUUUUUUAAUAGAUAGCAGAUAUAGGGUGGACUGUUUCAGACUCUUUGAAUGAGCUGUAAAACUCGCAGGCAGCCGGUGGACUUGAAUGUUGCUCUCUCAUGUCAAGAUUAAGUGGAUUACAGUCGUUAAGUGUAGAAGAAAAAAGGGACCUGAUUUUAGUUAUCUGUCUCAGCUGAGCGAGACAGGACUGUGUAACUUUGGGGUCAAGGGAAAUUACCAAGCUGGAGGUGAUUUUAUUUCUUUAAAAUUAUAUUAUUAUUUGCCGUAGUUUGUCCUCAUGGCUGAAACUAAACAUAUAUUUUCUCUAGAAGUAUUUUUGUUUUACAACAGAGAGACUCUGCAGCCUGAGCUUUGUAUGUAAAAGAGCCAGCAAGAUUCAAUGUCUAAUGUGCACAUCAUGACACAGAGCUGCGGCAAGUAACAUUGCAUUGGUUCAUCUGGCCGCCUUUUUUGAUGGUGCUCAUGGGAAAUGCAGUCUUUAUUCUAGGAAAACACUACCAAUUCUACCCAAAGGGUUCACCAAAUCAGCACAAAAGAAAAACUCCUCACACUGCCCUCAGACUGGGAUGAACACGAAUCUGAAAAAUCCCCCACUGAUCAGCUACUUACAAAUAUGUCCACCCCUGACUGCUUUAAGGUUUAAAGUUUAAAGACUUAGACGCCAAAAGAUCCUGAUCAUUCGCACCAUGUAAUCCUCUUUUGAAUUCAGCUGUCCCAUAGCAGAGAAGAAGAGAGGAGAAUGCCUUUUUUCAAGACGACAUCCAAAUGAGACAUAUUUUGGAUUUUUGUUGUCACUAAAACAGGAUUUCCUCUACUUUAAACAUCAACCCUUUCCAACAUUCAGAGAUGUUUGAAAUACACCAACCAGACAUAAUGUUAUGAACACCUAAACAACCUGAUCCAACCCAACACUGCAGCUCUUCCCAAAUUCUGCUCUUCAGAUCAUGAUCAUUGUUCUUUAUGGUAACUGAAGCUGUUGUGAUUAUAUUAAAAGAUGUUCCCAAUAAUUUGCUCCUUUCAUGUUUGAUAAUAAAGAGGACAAAAUAUCAGGAAUACCUUUCAAUAUAAUGAACUCCAGCGCACCCCUACUCACUGUGCCUUCACUAUAAAUGUAGAGUGCAGUAAUCACCUCCAAUCAUGUCAACAAACGCUGACAAUUCAGAAGCUUUCUGAGAGUAGACUUUGAGGUAGAGCUGCUGUAUGGAUUGCUUUACACCACCCAGGUGUUCAUAAUGUUAGGGCUUGUCUGUGUACAUGAGUGGCAGUCUGAACACAUGGCAUUUUUUUUUUCAUGGGAUUUGAUUACAAUAACAGAACAUUUAAAAAUAGCUGUAGCCAUGAGAGGAGUCUGGUGGUUGUGUUCUUCACCCACUGAGCAGCUGCUGGAUGCAUGCUUUGUUUUUGUUCUCAUCCCAUCUGUACUAUGUCUCCUCUGUGGUGCACGAGUCUGUGAGUGUGAGCAGGUCAGCUCUAUAUGAAGGUGCUCAAACCCGCACAUCUGGCAUUUCUGUUCAAUCCUGGGAUUACUCCUGACACUCCUAGCCCUGUCUGCAUGUGAAGAGAUUGAGCAGAUCUCUGUUGGGUUGUUGUUUGUGAUACUGAACAGGUGUACCUAACAAAGUGGCCACUGAGUGCACGCUCACCUGCUACUUCAGAUACUCCCCCUUCAUGCUGUUUCUGAAUCAAAAACUUGAAUUUCUGCUUGUGCAUGUGGCAGAACAUCCUCAGACAUGACAUCAGAGUCAGUUUGAUCUGCGUUAAUUGAAUCUGGGUUAAAUUAACUCCCUACAGCGUGCCGUGUCUCCAUGUAAGCUCGGCUAAUUAUCUUAGAAUAUGGCUGCCUAUUAUUGUAAAUGGAAGAGAGACUCAGUUCUGCAUUGUAGCCACUGCAAGCUUUAGCUAUAAUCUCUGAGUGAAAUGAAGGAAUAAUUUUAAGCCCUUUUUUUCUGGAGAAGAGAGAUAAUGGUAUUUCUGCUUUGCAUUCUGCUUUGUCUGUUAUAAUGGCUAAAGCAGUGAUAUGCAGAGCAUCCUUUUAUUUGACUUUCAGCUUUAUUUGGCAUUUUUUAUUGCUAAGUAAAUAUAAAGAUAUUGUUUUAGAGAUAUAAAGCAAUCUAGUCCUUUAAACUAAAGUGUUUCACGUCCUGUUUUCUCAGUAAAAAUCGAUUUCUCUCCCCCCUCAUUCCCCCCUCUCCCCUUUGUUUCUCGGCCCUCUCCUGCAGUCAGGAGGCUCGUCUCAGAGCUUUCGCCUGUCAGAGACACUGAGGAAGAGUCAGCUGUGGACGUCUGUGGUGUCAGUGACUCUGGUCGAGGGUCAGGAGCUGCCGCUGGAUACGCUGGGGGGUCAGCUCUUUGUUCGCUUCAGACUGGGAGAGCAGAGAUACAAAAGCAAGGUACUGACUGAAGGGAGAGGACUGACGUUAUUCGCCCCCCCCUUGAAUUCCGCUCUCGUAUUUAAUGCUGCUUCUUUUGCUCUCACUACUUCUUUUCUCUUCUGAUGCAGUGUCUGUUUUUAGUUUUGAACUUCUCAUUCUCAUUUCCCCUCGACUUUCACAAAAACAAAUCUGAAAAACUGGAUGAUUUUUUAAACCAGUGUCUUUACAGUACAUACUUUUAGUACAUAACCAUCACAACACAGGGCUGUGUGGGUAUUUGAAUCAAAUGAGCAACUAGGAUUGCUAAAAGUAAGUCAUAGGGAAAUGGAGAGAAAAGGCAAAAAUGAUGAAGAGGGUCCCAGUACUUGCUUCUGUUUAAUACUAGAUGCUCAAUCUAAAUGGUAAAAAAUGAAAAUCAUCCUUUUAGUGAUUCAGUCGUAUCUUCAGCUUUAGAUUGAUUACUGUGACAUGCUGAUGCCUGGCAGGUGGCGAAGACCCAUGAUAGUGGUUGGAGGAGUGAAGUGCUGGUUUGAAGUACACACAGACUCCAGUGGAAAGUUCAGUGACUCUUGUGUUAGUGUUUGACGUUUCCUCUUAACUUUCUUCCUCUACUCUGUUCAUCCCGUACAGAAGGCAGCAGUCCACAGCUGCCGAGGGCUGGCUACUGUCUCAAUUAUAUUAACCCCAGUUCAGAUUGUGGUUCCAUGCUUUGCCAUAAUUAUGAUUCUUCUAGAGUCUUAAUCCUUAUUCAAAUAGUAAUGGAUAUUUAUUGAAACUGAAAUAAGACUAUCUUUAUUGUUCUUUUUUCUUCAUUUGUAAAAACAAAAGAAACUCUUUCUGAUAAGAGGGAUCACACAAGAAAAAUUACAAACCAGGAAUAUUGAAAUUCAUGAUAGAAACCUCCAACUAAAACACAUUUAUAAUAACACAUUAUCAAUACAAAUCGUGCAUUUAGCAAACCUAAGCACUGGGGACUCCUUACAGACAAAGAGGAGUAACCUCUUCACCAAAAACCUUCUCCUCCACUUUAACCUAGCUUGUCUUGUUGCUAAAGUGAGCAGAGUUUCUGCACAGCAAGGUCUUUAGUAGGAGGCAAUCAAACAAAAAUGUAUUUGUAAAAAUGAUUUGCUUACCUUAACAAAUGUGAUCAUGAGCUCAACUCUGUUUGGUACCUAAAUGUGAUGUUAAGACAUUAUUUGUCAGAAAAACUACUUUGGCGUGCACAAAAAAGGCCACCUCUGUCCACAAGGGGCGCAAAAAUCAAGGAUCAAGAGCCGAAGAUUAUGUGAAGUCUGUGUAGCAGUUGCAUGAAUAGAGAAUUAAGUUUGGCUCCAUUAACCAGCUGUGCUAAAACAACAAAAAUAAAUGAGACCCUUAAAAAAAAGUCAGAUAAAUAGAAUGAUGCCGAAACAAUGACUACAGGUAAACUGAAAGGUGUGUAGACAUGUUACAAAGUCCAUUUAAAAUGUUUCUUAAGUGCAUUUGAAAUAUAAAAGUCAUAUUAAAAUGUAACAAAUCAAAUAUCUUAAUUUUAAGUUCAUCCCUGAUUGUGUGUGUGCCUGAAAUAAUGACCCUCUGAUAUUAUUGUCCGUACAGCUGGAGGGGAAAAGCUCCUUCUCAUUCUCUUAAACUGGGUGAUAAAAGUCUCUGAUGAUCUGGUCUGCUUCCUUUUUACACAACAUGAUGAGGAUGUUCUUUUAUAGGGUGGGCAGAGUAGUUUCACUGAUGUGCACUUGAUAAUCCCCGUGUAGCACCUUCUUGUCCUUAGAGGAUUCGUCCCCAUGCAAAGCUCCAAGGGCACAAAUCUACACAAGUUAAAAGUUCCUCACAAACACGUCAUUUCUGAACAGAAACUUUGACAAAGCUAAAGCGGCUCAAAUUCACCAGAGUCUCCUGCUUGUUGUCUUGAGGAAAUCUUUCAUUUUCUGGAGUUCCUGGGAAUUUCAGAACAACGAGAAUCAGGUUUUAAUUUGAGGGUUCAAUCUGUGUCAGUAGGCUUGGAAGUGAAACCACAAUCAAAACUGCUGUUAACCAACUUAUCGAAUAUAAUUUCUAAAUACGCCUUUGAAAGCUCAGAGUCUUCCCAGAAAACAUUGCUUAAUAUUUAAGUAUCCUCUGGCAGACCCAGAACUGUUGAGAUAAUAGUACUAGUGCUAGCCCUCAGUUUUGACUCAGGCAGCGUUUCUGUCUGAACUCUUGUUUCUGCGCUUUUGUUUGGAAAAAAUGUUCAAGAUGUUUUAGCCUGAAUUUCUACAGGCCUGCUGUUCCUCAGACUGCAGAACCAAGAACAUUUUCCACAUAUUUAAUCCUUUUUUAAUACUGAGUAUGGAGAGACAUGUAUUUAAUAAAUCAGUGUAAAAUGAGAUAAAUGGAUUUCUGCAGUGUGACCUGAAAUGUCUAGGCUGUAAUCCGGCUCAUCCUGGCAGCUGAAGGAUGUUGAUGCUCAUUUUUCUGCACUGCUGGCUCUGUGGCUGCUGUCAGUGAUGAUUAUGUUGUUAUUCUGCAGCAUCAUCCAUUAGACAUCAAAGCUGCAGCCGCAGCAUCAUAAUAAGCAGCAUCGCCUCUUUUCUUUGUCUUUCCUUAAAUGCAGGUUACAUGCAGACACAGUCAUUAAUUGUCAUGCCACUGCUAAGACUUGAAGCUGUUGUUUCACUUGUUUGUUACAAAAGAGAAAAUCACAAACAUGAUUAAAACGACUCCAGAUAUGAUCAGAUAAUUAGAUUAAAAUGAUAAAACUGAUUUACAGAAUCACACAAAUGUUAAGAUGUUAAUAUUUGCUGGUGCCAUCAUCAGUGUGAAAUUCUGUAAAUUAGUCUGUAAUUUUCUGUAUUUCUUACUUUUUUCCAGAGUCACUGCAAAGUACCCAACCCUCAGUGGAGAGAGCGGUUCAGCUUUAACCAGUUUUUGGACAGUUCAGACAUCCUAGAGGUGGAGCUAGUGUCCAAAGGAGGACGGAGGACAGAGGAGUGUGUGGGAAUGUGAGUUUGUUGUAGUCCCUCUGCGUGUGUGUUGUUUAUUGAGGAUGUGUAUCUGUACACACUUAUGGUUCAUGUUUGUACAUUUUCUGUAAAUAAAUAAAUAUCUGUGACUUUAGCUGUACCUUCACAUGUGCACCUUCAUGAACGAGUAAUGUUGUUGUGUGUCACAUUAAUUAUGAUAUUAAAGCUCCUGUGAGGAGUUUUUUGACAUCAUUUCAGGAGCUUUAAUAUGCUUGCAGAGAAAUCAGCCCCUACUCAACUAGGCAUAUUAAGAUCCUAAGUAAUGUGCAAUAUCCUCCAUACUUGUUAUGCAUAAGCAGUAAUCAGGGUCAGGUUUUUAGAGGAAAACCUUCACUUGAUGGGUUAGUAAUUGUAGAAUACAGAAUAAGGUGUUGAUUGUUUUGUUCUUUGGUGACAGAAACAGAUGCUUGAGAAAUUGAAAAUAGAUUGUUCUUUUAUGGGUAAGAUUCCUUUUUCUUCUUCUUACACUCAGUCUAAUAAGAUGACUCCAACACCUCUGACCAUUUCCAGAGGGACUAGAAGUGUAAAUCAAUCAAUCAAUUAGCUCUGUAAAAAAAGUGUUAAAAACACUGAGACUGAUGCUAUCAGCUGGAACACUGGCAGAUCCGCAGCAGGAUGUCUGCAGCAGUGAUCCAGAGAAACCUACAAAAUGAUGGAGCUCAGAGAUUCCCAGAAGAGACUUUGGUGAUUUUAAAGGGACAUGAUGGUUCAGGGUUGAUGACACACAGACGGAAGACUAUCCCCAACAAUCUGAACCUAGAGCAUCAAAUUAAGAGGGUGUGCCAUGACUCUUGUCAACCUUUAACAGGAAGAAGUGAUUGGUAGAUGAAGCCAGGGUGCCAGGGCGGUACAAAAAAAAGCUCAUUUAGCUUGAAACAGUCGGGUCGGCUCUAGAUUUCACAAAAAUAAAGGUAAAAAUUGAUAUUUUGGAGAGUAUUUAUUUAUCUUAGUUGUAAAGAAAGGGGGGCACAGUCUCGCCAGCUCGUUGAAACUGUCAUUCUUGCUUGUGCAUAGUGAAUAUUGGCUGAUAUUUACUGUGGCCUGGUUAUAAUGUGAAGCCCUUUAUGUUUCUGUGCAGGUGUGAAGUGGACCUCACCAGGGUCCCUUUUGAUCAGAGGCAGCUGUUCACACACACUCUGGACCAGGGAAGAGGACGCCUGGUCUUCCUGCUCACCCUGAACACGUGCAGUGGCGUCUCCAUUUCUGACCUCGGCGCUGCGCCGCUCGACGAGCCUCGAGAGCAACAGAACCAGCUGGACAACUAUGUCAGUCCCUCUACUCUGCUCUGUUUGCUCUACCUGUGCUACCAUUAUUCCCCCUCCUUCUGUACUUGCACAGCAGCAGAGUUGUUUUAUCUGACAGUACACUUUGAUUGUUAUUAGAUAACUCAUUGACUUACUUUGAGUUCUAACAACUGACAGAGAGACAUUUUCUCUCCUUUGUAGUAGACUAAGGUCAGUCCACUGUUUGGUGAACAAUAACAACCUCAGGACAUGAUUAAAGGUACUAUUCAGUGAAAAAUCAGUGCAAACUUCCAGUCUGAAACUGCUAAAAGAUGAAAGUGGAGCUUCAGGUUUGGAAUUUUGAUCUGUUCUUUGGGCCUUUGGCUCUGUGAACAGACUGCUGCAGCACCUUCAGUAUAAAAGAGCUCAGAAAUGCCAGUAUCUAUCUUUUACAACUGAGGGUCAGUAACAAAAAUGUUCUCAUCAGUACUGUGCUGAAGUUUUUACAUCCAUACUUUGAUAGCAGCUAGGCAGCAAUCUAGUGAAAAGCUCUGAGUGUGUUAUCUAAAGGCACAGACAGAGCGUGGCUGUAUUUUAAUAGAUGUUGCCUUGAGAUUUUAUGUGCUCUUAAAAGAGGUUGAACUUUGGUUACUGUAGUUUUGGGAUGAUUCAAACCCGAUUUAGCCUUUAACAGAUGGUUGAUUAUGAAAUUAAUAUUUUAUAUUUCAUAACCUCACAAUCUUUUGAACUUUGGGGCCCCACCUCCAUCUAAAGAGGAAAUAAAAGAUAAUUUAAUGUUUAUUAUUUAACAGUCUAAUUAUCAAAUCAGUGAAUCCACAGUAUUUGAGAUCUGUUCAACUCUUGACAGAGUUACACAAACCAAAUACUUGAUUUUAUGUAAGUAUUGAUUUCAAAUACAUGGAGUAGUAAUAAUGGUGAAGGUAAUAAAACCUGUGAGGGAUGCAUAAAAGAAAUGAUGAAAAUAACAGUGAAAGUGAAAUAAACUAGAGCUCAAAGUGAAUACUGGGGAGAUUUUAAUGAGAAAACCAACAAAGUUUCAAUUCAGAGGGGAUCCAUUUGGAUUGGGUUGUUCAAAUGAAUUUUAUAAUUAUUUGUGGUGUGGUAACUUUAUCAGACAUCAACUUUUUAUCACAGUGGUCAUAAGAAUAAGAAUAGGAAUAACUUUAUUGAAUAAAGAUAAAUAAAAAAUAACCUUAUUUAACUACUUUAUUUCAUGGUGUAGCUGGACUGCUCUUGCUUAGAAAAUGGUCAGAGAGCCUCUGUGAGUGUCCAGCCAUCCAGAGCUUUAAGCUGGUGGCUUCAGACACACUGCUCCCUGUCUCCAGUCUGCAGGUCUCAUAGAAAACAUGAAAUUAUCAGGUGACUGUGUUUUGUGACUCCUGUGCUUUCAGUCUGUCUGCAUCUGUCUGUAUUUGGUGCUGAAAGGACUAAUUAAGUCAAGAGUGUACUGACUGUGAUAGAGGCCGAAGCAGAGACUCACACAGCAGGCAGGAAGAAGAAGCACAACUUCAGCUGCAAACAGAAAAAGCCUACACCUCUCUGCACGUCUGUGUGGAGCUGUGGACGUGUUAACUCAUACUUUAGAGCAGACUUACUAAAAAUACAUUAUUAUUUUUUUCACCAACACACACACCCUCUUUCUCUCUUUUUCUCUAUGUCUCUCUCUUUUACCUCUGGCAGCAUGAGUUUGAAAAUACUGUAGAUCAUAUACAGUAUAAUACUGAAGAUUUUUCUAGUUCAAAUAACUGUCAAAAAUGGAUCUUCAUUGUAAAGCAGGAUGUUUUUUAAUGUAUCCAAGUUGUUGUGGAAAAGAGUGACGUGGGAUUUGAGGGUCGAAUGUUGAAAUCAUGUGUUGUUACACAGAAUCUAUCUGCUCCCGCUUUGUUUAAUGGGAUGAUUCUGUGAUUGCCUUUAAGGCCUUGUGAAGACAAGAUGACUCUGUGUCUUUCCUUUUCUGCCACCAUCCUCCAGAGUUUAAAAAGGUCCCUGAGAAACCUGCGUGAUGUUGGUUUCCUUCAAAUCAAAGUUCUGAAAGCUGGAGAUCUGCUGGCUGCUGACUUAAAUGGUCGGUUUCCUCACAUCCUCAGAUAUGAUCUUUUUUUUUUGUCUUUCCAGACAGAAGAAGCUCAGAGUUAUGGUGUCUUUAUUUGUUGUGAUCUGCAGGGAAGAGUGAUCCCUUCGUUGUGUUGGAAUUAGGCAACGACAGACUGCAGACUCACACAGUUUACAAGAGCCUCUACCCUGAGUGGAACCAAGUCUUUACAUUGUGAGUCUCACCCUUCCUUCAGCACAUUUACAGCAUUUGAGUAGUUAAAGCUUGAUGUUAAAGAGUAUCUGAUCUCCCUGUUUGCCUCUACAGCCCUGUCAAAGAUAUUCAUGAUGUCCUGGAGGUGACGGUCUUUGAUGAGGACGGAGACAAGGCGCCAGACUUUCUGGGAAAAGUUGCCAUUCCCCUGCUCUCGGUACACACACCUCUCUCCUAGAGUCAGUGCAGAGAAUACACUCAUCUAUUACCACUCCUAGUGUAAAUUAAAGUGAAGAGGGCGGGUUGAGGACUUGCUAAGAUGUAAUCCAGCUUGACUGAUGGUCAGGGUCAUGGUUGAGUUCAGCACCUGAUGCCCUCUCUGUCCCGCAGAUCCGCAGGGGACAGCAGAUCACCUACCCACUGAAGAAAGAGGACCUGGGCGGGCUGUCGAAAGGGAGCAUCACUCUCGAGCUGGAGGUUAUUUUUAACCCUGUGAGUAAAAGUUCAGCCUGAAAGGAGGACACGAGGGCAUGACGACUGUGAAAGAUAGGCCUGAUUCUGUCGGCUUUUCAUCACUUUAUGAUGCUCUUUUAUUUUUAUCAGGUCAGAGCAAGUAUCAGGACGUUCCAGCCGAAGGAGGGGAGGUUCAUGGAGGAUAACCCCAAAUUCUCCAAAAAGGUUUGACACAACUUAGUUGUUGCAAGUCCAACCCAGAAAAUCUGAAAUCCCAGUUACUUAGAUCUACAUAAAGAGAAAUAGAAAAGCCUUUAGUCUUGCAGGAGCUAAAGCAAAAAUAAGUGAUCAAUAAAUGAGCCAGUUUGACUCAUUUACUUGAUGGACUUCGGUGGUAGGGUUGCCCAAUAUAUCGGUAUUGACAGUGACCAUCUUUUUGGAAAAAUGAAACUAGGACAUCUGGCUCAAAUGAGCAUAUAAUAAUUAUGUGACUUAAUUGCAGUAGUUCCUCAUGCUGGUUGGCACACUUCAUAAAACUCAGGAGAGACGGAAACGAGGCAGAUGUUACUAUUGGGCUAGCUUGUAGCCGCUCACUGAGAGGUGAUUCAGCACUUGCAGAUACUGAAAUGAAAAGUUGGACUGUGAAUCCAAAAAAGCACAAUCGCUUUUGUCUUUUCAGGUUACUUAUUAAUGGAACAUUUAAACUCUCUCUCUGUUCUUUUAAUCCUUUUUAUUCAGAUACACAACUUACAAGAUGCAGGAAGUAGCUGAUAUCUCAAAAUAAAAGCAUAGUCGGUAACACUAUAUGAACCUUCCUCUUAAAAAGUAUCAUAAGGCCAUUUAAAAAGGCUAAUAAAUGCAUCGAUGAGGCUUCACAACAUCCCUUCUGAGUGACUAUAAGCAUCAGUUUUUGGACAGGUUUAAAAUGUGAGGAGAAAAAAAAGAUUAUAAGAUGCUGGAGUUUGUAGCACCUGAGAAAUUGUGAUUUCAAAGUAUUACUUUCACAAUUAACCGAUUAAAAAUCACUUCAACUUAAUUAUGCGGAGUAAUAGCAGGUUUAUGGCUUAUCAAAAUGAUGGCCCUAAAAUCUGCACCGUUGAACAUUUCAAGCAAACUAGAUUAAAGGGUGCUGCACUUGUGACAACAUUCCUCAGAUGUUUGGAUGAUUAGAAAUGUUAAAGUAGGAGGGGAUAGAGAGGCUGUAAAACGGCUAAGUGUUUGUAUUAUCAGUUAUGUUUUUGAAGUCAGCGUGAACAUUCCUGCUCUGCUUUUUUCCUCAAAAGCAUCGACUGCAGGGAGGAAAGUCUUUCCUCCGCCUGAUUUUGUUGAAUCGGGUUUUAAUUGACCCCGACUGUGCCGAGUUCUUGUCUGCUGUUCUGCUACAUUAGUUUGAUAUACAGUGUGCAGGACAGGGUGCGAGACAGGGUGCCUGACUGUCUGUGCUCCCCACAAAGACUCAUUGUUGUCAGACAAUACAUUGCCCACUAACGCCGAAAUUGGCUUACACACUGAGCGCUGGGAUGGUAACGUGCAGCGUUUCGCUCUGUUUUAAUGUUGAAAGUCUCAGUUGACAAAAUCAGGUCAGAUUACUGACAUUUUCUGACCUGUCCAUAAUGGCUCCUUCCAAAACAUACCAGCUACUCGUUUUAUUUCACUCACUGACUGACUGGCUGGAUAUGAGUUCAUUCCCUAUAGAAUGGAGUGCGCACAUACAUCAUUAGGAACACUUUGAUUCCCAUUUUCACUAUAAACUAAUGUAAUAUUCAUGUGUUUUGCAUGUUUUUUAAUCUGUAUGUUUCAGGUUCUGGCCAGGAAUGUGAUGCGUGUUCAGACGCUGUACAGGGCGAUCGUAUCCACACUGCAGUACAUCAAAAGCUGCUUCCAGUGGGAGAGCAUUCAGAGGAGCCUGCUAGCCUUCCUGGUAAUGUGUUUUAACUGCUUAUCAACACACUAUCUGCAUUUCUCUCUGUUUUCCCUCCAAGCUGCGGAAGACAGGCGCGGUCUGGCCAGCCCCUGCUUGAACUCUCCCAGAGAGAAUCUUAAUCAAUGCGGUGUUGGACUCAGCAGAAAACGCAGGCUUGGCCCGGCUCUUGUUGGAGUGGACGCUUUUUAGUGUUGCGUGUCUCAUGGAUGCAGAGUUAAGCCUCAGCUGGAGUGGGUACAGUCCCAGUGGAGACGAGAUAGAGUCUAUUUUUGUUCUACUUCCCUGACAACUCAUUAACCCUCUGUCCAAUCUGUACUCAGUUUGAUUUAGACCCCAUUAUGCAGACAGAAGUCCAAUUAAAAGCCUCUUCAGAGAUAAGGCUUAUUCUCCACCCAGCCAUUGUUUAAUACAAGUGUUAAGCAAGUGUGAAGACAGAAAGACAGGACAAGCCUCUCAGGCCUGAUCCUGAAACUGCACAGAGGAGUGGGCGCUGAUCUUUCUGACAUCAUUCUGUCUCAGAUCCAGCUCCAUUCAAACCAAACAGCCAGUUGUGCAUUAACUAUGCAGGCAAUCAAGGUCAUGAAGAGUUCCUUCAGUUUUUGCAGCCGGCAUCCUGUAGAUGGCACUAAAGUUUUGCUCAGCAGCUCGGCAUAGGCAGCCUGGUGAACAGACACUGUAUGCCAGCCAAUAGCACAGUUUCUUCAAUUUGCUGUGAAAAAUGGGAGCUGCUGCAUGGAGCUGUUAUCUGAACAGAAGCUACCAUUUAGCUCUGAGCAGUGGAUUUAGAUUUGUAAUUUAGGAAAACUUGGACUAAGAGAAACUGAGCUGUCCAGGGUCAGCGUGUUUGAAUCACAAACUGCUUUGUAUGAACAUAUUCGAAUCAGCCACAGCCCGCUGACGGCAAAAUAAGAUUCUUUAAAUUAAAACAGAGAGAAAGCCCAAACUCCCCUGAUCAAUGUUAUGGAUAAUAUUGUUGUUUUGCCUGACAGCUCAGACACACUCACUCACAGUCCAGCUCAAAUCACACAACAGGAACAAGCACACACACACACACGCACGCACGCACGCGCACACACACACACACACACACACACACACACACACACACACACACACACACACACACACACACACAUCCUCCCACUGCAUCCGAGCGUUUGAAAGACAGUACCAUCUGUACUCAUGUUUUCACACUUCCUGCCUUUUCAAGCCUCAGUGAGAAGAAAUAAAUGGCUGCUUAAUAUCGCCACAUGAGAGUGAUGAAGCAGAGCUUCACUCUACAUGACAGGACAGAGAGACAGUCUACCUGCAACAUCUGCCAGGUGUCACAUACUUUCAUUCAGAGCGCUUCACUCAGAGCAUUUCACUUCAGACGCCUCCAUUGUCACUGAGCUUCCCCACACCCUAUAAGAAGAACCAGUGAUCAAAACUUGAGGAGAAACUGAUCAUUUGGUGGUCUUAAUGACUUUAAUUCUUUGGCUGCAACUUUUGAAACUCUUUCCUUAUGAAUCCUGACCACGUAAAAUAAUAUGAUUUGAUGAACACAUCAGUGAAGCUUCAUGGGAAAAGUUUUGAUUGCACCCUGACCACUCUACCCACUGUCCUAAUUCAGAGUGCAUGAUAUCACUAAAGCUAAAUGGGGGCUUGAAAAGUUAGCUAUUAAAAUAUGAAUACUUCUGAAUAUAUAUGUGCGGCCCAUAAUUUACGCCAAGAUAGCUUACUUUAUCAUAUCGGCUGUAUGGAAGUACUCUGACCUGUUGGAAACAGCCAGCAAAUAGCUGUGCUUCACAAAUAGCUACUUGCAAUGCUUGUGAAGCACAGGUGAUGUGAGGAGGAGCAAACAACACUUCUUUAACACUUCCAGUAUAACAGUGCAUCUCAAGAUCUGUCAGCCUGAGCAGCACCGAGAGUUUCUGAAAAAGCAAGAACAAAAAAAAAGGUCAGUGCCAGCAAAAACCUGUCAGCAGCAUCCAGUGAUUCAACAAAACAAAGAAAUGAAGCAGCAGCCACAAAGGUACAAGAGAAGAAUGAAGAAAUCAGUGAACAACCAGCCUUUCAGCAUGGUGGGAAUUUCAGCCUUCUGCAGGCUGAGAGACUUCACCACAGACAGGAAUGACUGUGUGUUUAUGUGUAUUUUGUAAACCUAUAUUGUAAAAUUAAAUUAAAUUCUUUGUCCCGUUUCAUGUCAGUUUCUGCAACAAACGGACUGUCAUGAAAACAAUAACAGGUUUAUCAGAGUUAGGGAGGACAUAUUUUGAUUUCUGAAAACCAAGACACUCUGCACGGCAAUGAGAUACUCUAAUGAUACUCCAAGUUUACUCAAAGACAUUUUAUAAUUUCAAUACAUGAAAAGUAUGCCUCCUCUGUAUAGAUAGAAAAUUGUGAUAUUAUCAAAUUAUAUCUAUAACCAAAGACAUCAAUUCAGAUAGGCUCCUCAGAGGUUACUCAACAUGAUUAUUAUGACAAGUCUCAAAAAACAAAAAAUAAAAUAAUGAAAGAAAUAAUGUCUCUUCUAGAUUAGAAAAAUAAUAAAUAUAAAAACUCAGUAUACCUCUGCUAUAUUAGCAAUCCAACUUGAACAAAAAUAGCACUCAGAAACUUACAAAAACAAAGUAACAAAAAAAUAUCUGUAUCUUUAGUUUUCUUCUUCUUCAUCCUAGUAGCCCAAUGAAAAACAAUCAAAACCAAGACAUUUACUUUACAAAAAACUACCAGGAUGUUAAAACAAGGCAUGCCCUGGGAAAUCAUAACGUUUGGUCACCCUAAUCCUUGUGCAGGAGGUAUGUAGUUUUUAAACUAAAAAAGGUGUGUACAUAAGAGUAUUUUCCUAAAUGACUUUGGAAAUAUUGCCAUAUUAGAUAUUGAGAAUCUAAUAUCAAGCAUCUCAACCCUAGUUAUAAUAUCAUAAGAAUAAUCAAAAUAAUUUAGGGAGGAUUCAGAAAAAGAAGAAUAAUCUUAUCGUUUAUGUGCCGACUAUCUGAUUUUUCAGAUAGUCUGUUAAAAGUACAGUUUAUUAAAGAUUUAGACUUCUCUGCAGCAGCAGGAGGUGUUACCUCUGCUUUUCUUAGAAGAAUAAAGUUAAUCCCACAUUAACUGCAUUAACACUGUUUGCAUUAACACAAGCACAGACUUACAAACAUGAACCAAAGUGAUAUAUGCUUCUCCAGUGAGCCGUCAUUUUGGAGAAGCAGGUUUUGUGCAGCUCACUGAAAUUAGUUCCACUCGCCCUUUCGUCAUUUAUUUUGUUUCUUUAUGGCUUGUAAACAAAAGCAGACUUUUUGCAACAAUUCUUGUCCAGCUGGUGACUUUUAUAUUUUCUUAAUAAUUUCAAAUAACAAUUUUUUAGCAACACAUUCUUAUUGAAUGAAAUAAACAAUUUCAGUAAGUUUACAACAGAAAAAGCAUAAUAACAAGGACAAAGUGAAACUUCAACAUUUUAAAGCUUACCAAAAGAGUGUAGACUGAAGAUACAGCUCAUUUACACCAACACCUCAUAUCUCACAUAAACAUAUUGAUCCUAAAAAAAAACAACAAAAAAAGUGAAUAAUACAUUAUAAAUAAAAUCAUUAUUAUCAUUAAAUAUUUACAUACUUUUAUUCACUUCAGUUUUCUACAGUGUGCUGCAUAUUUAUGUUUAUAUUUCAAUGACUGUCCUUCAUUUCUAACAACCUCUGGAUACUUUGUGGAAAUAAUUCAAUUUUGAAUUUUUAUAGACAGUGUAUAAUUUGUGUUUAAUUGUAAAAAGUAGACAGUGUGUAAAAAGUAUUGACUUCUAAAAUCAUGGCUUUAGUUUUGCUAUUUUGGCUUGUACAUGGUUACUGUGCUAAUGUCACCUUUGUUUAUCCUAAAUAUCUUUUUAUUAUACCUAAAAUCAAAGUUUGGGGCGCUGUUCUCGAUUUAAACCCAAUUUAUUCAAGUUUUCAUGCAAGGAGAAAUUUUACCAGCAUCAGUCACUUCAUUGUCUGAAGUCUCCAUUUUAUCCAAAAGUUGUUUACAUUUUUCCCACAACAGAAAACAGACAAAUCAGCUGCAAACAUUAGGCACAUUUAAAUUAUUAAUAUGCAUUCUGAAAGGCAGUGGUCCAAGUAGGGAACCCUGUGACACACCUGAACAGUUUGAAUUUAUAUUGGAUUUGUCCCACAGAUAACUUUCUCUGAUUUCUUACUGAUUCACGAGCAGCUGGUGAGGUUGAAUUGUAAAUACAACAGCGUAACUCAAACUUUAAGACAAAAACUGCUCGUUUCAGCACUUUCAGGGGGAUUUGCUUUCAGAGCGGUGCUUCAUAUGGUUUGAUCAUUAGCCUACGUUUUUUACUUGAGUUAGAAAACUGGCUUGUCUGUUGUUAGUUUUUCCUUAUUUGAGCCUUAACAGAUGAAUUGUCAGAUCAUUGUUCCUGCUGGUCUCAGUGAUUGCUGUUGAGUAAAAGUAACACAGUGAAGGACUGAAUGAAGUCAGUGGUUCCUGUGCUCUUGGAUUACCGCUGUACCAUGCAAACCCUUCCUCUGAGCAUUAGUGUGGAAAUCCUGCUGCACUCUGAAAAUGUGCUACCCUCCAGUUCAGUAGCUCUCCCCCGAACAUUAGGUAGCCUUUCAUUUUCCUCUGUCUCUCUGAUCUGGAUUGUAUUUCCAGAGCCCUUUUUUGCUGUCAAAGACUGUGUAAUGCCUCUCAAGCUGAAAUGGGCUGCAAUUAUCACUAUCUUUAUGGCCUGAGUAUUCGUUUCCACCAAAGCGUGACUUGGCUUCCCCCUCCAUCCCGGCUCUUGCAGUUCUGACAAAGUCCUUACUAGUAAAACAUAACCCUUUCAGUGAGGACUUGGUUUCAUCUCCCCUCCCAGGCCCCUAUUUUGGCUUAUGAUAACACAGACAAGAGCAUGCUUGGCUUUCUGCACAUUAAGGCUGGUGCUGGUAGUGCUGGUGGGUUGGGGGGGGGUGUCUGCCAUCUUUUAUGUCAGUUGGUGCCUCAGAGGAGUGAUGUCUUUACCAGAUGUUCACUUCUAUUUUUAUUAGUGUAUAAAAACCUGUACACCCUCUCCCCACGCCUUGUGGCUCGCUGCCAUUUUGGCGGGCGCUGCUGCCUCUCUGACAGGAUUAUUUUAUCGGUCCAUUUAGAGACAUCAUAAGCCAUCCUCCUUUAUCCUCUUAUCCUUUUUACCUGAGCCACACACAGGUGGAAUGUGCAUCACAAGUGCCAUUAUGGAUGCUAAUGACAUAUUCACACACGGCUCCCUGUGGCUGCGUGGUCGUCUUUAAUGUACACGAGAUGAGAAAGGCAGAGCAAUUAGACCAACCUGCUUAAUGCCACUGCAUAAGCAGGGGGUGGAGGGCGAGCUGGCCCUGCACAGCGCACACAGCAUAACCUUACAGCUUUGAUAGUAGCGGGGUAGCCUUCAUCAGCUUGACCAGUGCUCUUGCAAUCAAUAGCUUAUUGGAUCAACCUUUAGCAAGCAGGGAUUCAGGAUCUAUUGGAAAUGUCUCGAUGAAGAGCACUUUGUUUCAUCCUCUGGCCCCCCAUGUGUCUGACCUCCCUGAUAUCUGAUCUCUGACCUCCUCUGCCCGCAGGUGUUUGUGGUGACAGUGUGGUACUGGGAGUUCUACAUGCUGCCCUUUUUCCUGGUCCUGCUCAUCUCCUGGAACUACAUGCAGAUCCGGUCCGGUCGUGUCAGUCAAGAUGUGGUGAGUCUGGGGGACCCUUACUGUCUAUCCAAACCUCCACUGUCCCCUCCCUUUAUUUUUUAUCAUAAAAACCAUCCUCCUAAACCACACUAUGCUCCCUGGAUUAAAAGCUGGUUUGUUUCCAUAGCAACCAGCUGCAACCUAGCUACAUAAUAAUAAAAAUAACCCGUAAUACAGAAGCAUAGAAAACUUACUGAAUGGAAUAAUGCAACAUAUGAUUACAGCCUAAGCUAAUUUGCAGUUCUUGUCCUCGUCUAAUGCUGCUUUCUUCUCUUAACUCCUCUUCCCAUUAUUGUCCUGAAUUCUGCUUUUUUUUGCUGUAAUUGGUUUGUUGGUCUCUUCUUGUUGUGACUGGUCAAAUUAGAAAAAAGUUUUCUGCAAGGAAAAGUCAUAGUUCAGUGGGUUUUUUUUCCCAGCUGUUCACCAGACAGAAAAAAAGAUGUUGUUUCUUGUGCGAGCUCAGCGUGGAGCAGCAGCUGUAUUUACAGACUUCAGCGAUGGUAGUUCAACACAGACUGUAAGUUACAGCAAAUUAUAUACACAGAGCAAUGCCUAGACAGCAGUGUACUUUAUUAUACAGCGAAAUCAGGUACAAGUGUGCCGUUAUACAGCCAUGAUGAGCAGCAAGUAGCUUCUACUAAUCCAAUAUAUUCAAGCAUAUUCCUUAUAAAAAAAAUCUGUCCACAAAAAGACCUUGUCACACAAACAACUUGCAGUGAAUUCAUUAUUAAUCUGCCAAUUAUUUUUAUAGGCAAUCAAUAAAUCUUUGGUCUAUAAAUGUCAAAGAGCUGUAAAAAAUAGCUCAGCCUAGUUUCUGAAAACCCAAAGCCAUGUCUUCAAAUUUCUUCUUUUGACUGAUUUCCUGUCAACAUUGACAGUAAAAAGCAGCAAGAGAUCCCCAAACCUGCAGAGUUUUGAAAUUUCUGCUGAAAAAUGACGGAAAUGUUUCAUAAAUUAUCAAAAUAGUUGGCAAGUAAUUUUCCUCAUCAACAACUUCAUUAAUUAUCGCAGCUCCACUUUCCAGAGCCUGAGGCGACUUCCUCCAGUCCUCAUUGUUUUGUCAGGUUUUGUUUUUUAAAGAUCAACAGUUCACACUAAAAAAGAUGUUACAUUAUCUAUAAUUAACCAGAACAGUGAUUAAAUCAUUGAAAUUAUUAUUUUAGCAAAAAAGUUUAAUUUUUGUUGUUUUGAGCCAUAUGAGAGAUGUUUUGAUUGAUAAUGUCAGCAUGAAAAAACCCUCAAAAACAAAGAUAUUAGUAUUGAAUAUGCAGCAAGGGCCCGUAGUAACUGACCUCAUGUCCUUUACAAGUGAACCAAGGCCAGCCUCCAGUUAUUGACCAGAGCAAUCGGAUUUCCAUCAACAUGGAAAACAACUUAGCAGUAAGUUUCCAAAGAGCAUGCACCAGCCCAUAACAUGGACCACCUCACAUGCCUCUCUGCAUGCUUUUGGGACUGGGGUACAAAGGCUGAACAGUCCUACUAACAGGCCCUCAACUUCAAUAUGAACAAUCAUACUUCUUCUCUGGUAGAGAGAAUUUGAUUUAAAGGCCUGCCUCUGACCUAAGCCUGCCUCAUAUAAAAACCCAAUGAAGAGGUACUCUGAGGUAUGUUUUUAAAGUUUAUUGUAAAAAAAAAACAGAAAGUUUUUUCAUGGCUGUGAAAGUGAACUGAAUAGUAUGUUGGUAAGCAACUUUUGUCAUCUAAAAAUUGUGCUGUAUCUUAAACAGCGAUCUGACAAAUAGAGCAGUAUAAGUGGCAAAGAGAAGUAGUGUAACAGUAUUUUACCCAGAAGAUGGUGCUCAAAGAAACAAAUGACUGUUUCAGUGUACAGAGCAUGCUGGAUACCCUAACUGUGGUCAAACCGUGUCUCCUUUAUAAUGACCUUUCCCCCUCUUUUGGUUGUAAUCAUUUAUUUUCAGGAAGCAGAGACAUAUUAUUCAGUAAAUAAAUCUUGAGUGCUAUUCUGACUGAAAAGGCUCUUCAGCUCAAGAAGACCAGAGACCAACAGUAGGGGGUCACGUCUGUGUAAACUGGUCUGUCAGGCUGAGUAUCUUUGGUAGCUGCUGAUAACAGUUCAUAUAACUGAAAGAGCUUCACGUCUGCAGAGAAAUGCAAUGGAGGAACAUAUUCUGAAAUGAAUACAGGGAUUUUCCUAAGAUACUAAUUUACUUUUCCUCCUGACAGAAAUUGAAUUAAAUGAAAGAAUAAGAGCCAGUGGAUUAUACAUAAGAAUAAAGAUGACAGAAAUAAGACUGCAGUACAUACAGAUAUUACAUACAUCCAAGCUUACUGACUUGUUGUGAUUGGAUACAGAAAUAUCUCAUUUAGUUAUUUCAAAUUCAGAUAAGUUGGUUUGAGGCAGCUAGGGCAAUAACUUUUUUAACUCAGAGAACACGUUUAUUUUUAUUUUUUUACAGUGUAUGUAAGUUUAACCAAACACAACAUACAUACAGCUUUAUCUGAGUUUUCUGUCAUUGAUCUCCUGUUUAAUAUAUGUGCGUAUUUACACCGUGGAAUGUAGCCAUAAAGAAGAAGCUCAAGUAUUUGAUUGUCAUGUUGGUGUUACUAUGAUUAAAGUAUCAAUAACUCACUGAUCAUAUGAUUGAUUAUGUUGCUGAUUAGCGGGGAUGAGGAUGUUUAAUGGUUUAGUCGACUUCAUCCCUGUUUAAUCCUUGAAUCCUCUGUGAAUAGAAUAAUAUUGAUUGUUGUUUUAAAAACUCAAGUGUGAGCUGUCUCACCUCUUAAGGAAAAGAGAUCUGAGCUGUCAAUCAGCUGUCCUGCGGCGUUUCUUCAGGCUGACCUGGAGGUCUCUACUGGUCUCUGCUCUUUGUCACAUGAUCACCACUUCAUCCUGCUGGAGUCCUCGUCCUAUGAGAGAGAGUUAGUAGUUUUACCGAAUCACCUAAAUGUCAUAGUUUUAAUGCCUUUCUGUUUGUAUGUUUUUUGUUUUCCCCAGGACAAUAUGGAUUUGGGAGAUGAAGAGGAGGAGGAUGAGAAGGUGUGUACCUGCUGUGUGUGUCAGCUCUUUGUAUAUUUCUGUAUAUAGUGAUAAAUAGAAAAGCAGUUAGCUUUAUUUGCUCAUGUUGACAAAAGACUCUGCGUCUGAUCUGUGAUUUUCUGUCCUAAAGCUCUUCAUUCAGCUCUAAAUCUUCUGAUGCAUUUUGAUUCCCGCCAGCCUCCACUUGUAUUUUUUGUAAACUUGCAGUUAGCGGAAGACAUUUAGGGUUAAUGAAGACCUCAGCAGCCCGUUCCCACUUGUCACAGCACAUUCAUAUGCUAAUGGGGGGGCGGGGGAAGGAGGUUCUGCUGCAUUUGGGAAAGUCCCUGAGCUUAACACGCCAUAUAAUACCAUCAAUAUGGAACUAAUGACAGCACUUAGACAUGCCUUUUCAGAGCUCGUCUCAAAGUUUGUGUUCAAAGUGUUACAAUGCUUUUAGGCAAGGAAAUAUUUCUUCACAAUGACAGCCGUUUAUGGCAGACGUUUUGAAUGGUGUGCGUGGGCUUGAUGUGAAGUGCUUCUCAUAGUGGUUCCAGUGGGAACACGACCCUGAAAUGGCUGAAGUGGUUAAAUGCAGUGAGUAGGUUUGAUGGAUAUUAGACCGGGAUGAAAGUAAAUUGUCUUACAUGUGAUUUUUGGGGGAUUGAUAGUCACUGUGCAUCUGGAAAAUGGCAGGUUUGAUCCUCUCUGCAGCUCUUUUCCCAGGCUCGUCCUCCCACCGCCGCGUGGAAAAGAGCCAGAGAUUCUCCGAGAAAAAGAGCAGCAAACAUUUAUCACAAAGAUCCUGUAGUGACAAAAACCAUGGCUUCAGCUAUAAAAAAGCCCUUUAUGACCGUCCUCACAGACCUCAUCUCUCUCUUUAGUCCUCCUCCUCCUCCUCCACUCUGUGUUUGAUGUGGACAUGUGUCCGUGUCUCCAUCUGAAGUCUCUGUUUACUUUGAAGCCGUCCGUCCCUCCUGGGAGCUGGACUAGCCUGAGAACAGUUGCUUUUUUCUUUCAUAAUGUAAAGUCCAGUCCCCAUCUGAAGAGCUUUCACCCCAAAAAGUCAGCUUUUAAACUGUGUCCUGAAGUUUCUGCUUUUUCAGUUACAUUUAGCAGAAACUGGCACAAAUGUGAACCGAGCAUAUUUCACGAUUUUUCUCAGAAACACUUUAAGAGGUUUUUAUGAAUAACACUUGCGGGAAUCGAAACUGCGGCCUUGAGGAUUUGUCGGAUGUGUCUGGAUGGAUAAAGAGGAGCUGCUCUGUUAUUGUAUUGUGUAGCUGACAGAGACAUGCCAUUCUGUAUUUGUGACAUAUUUAUUUAUUUUCAUGCUUUUCUGUUUCAAAUCAAACAAAAAUAAAAAAUUUACCUAAACUCAGUGUGAGUAGAUCUUAAAAUGAAAAACACGUUCAUUGUUUUAUUACAAAGUCUUUCCGGUUUUAGUUUUAGUGACCCACUUUAUCAUCAAGUCAUUUGUGAUUCUCACUUUUAAAGAAGCCACUCAGGAUUACGUGUAAAAUAACACAAUAAACCAAGAACAAAACACCAAUUUAAAUCUGUGUUUAUAUGCUGAGCCACAAAAGUACUACCAGUUUGUUUCUCCAGUCCUUUCCACUGGUUUUACAGCUUAAUCACCUUUUUAACUAUGGUUUUAUUUUAUUAGUUUAAUGCUAUAUCACACUUUGAACUUUUAGAGAAAACUAAGUGAUAUUUGAUCAAUCUUUAAUAAGUUUUUAUAAAAGAAGAGGAAAAAUAUUUUUACUUCUACUUUCUACUCAGUACAUUUUCUCACCUCCUUUAACACACGUGGAUUAUAUUCAACUUAAUGUCUUGAUUAAUUUAUUUCUUUCCACUGCAGGAGUCAGAGAGAAGAGGGCUGAUGGAGAAAAUCCACAUGGUCCAAGAAACCAUCAUCACCCUUCAGACCCUGCUGGACGCGAUCGCCUGUUUUGGGGAGAGGAUUAAAAAGUGAGAAUAAAAGAUUCAUAAUGCGUCUCGCUGCAGUAAAAUAUUCAUUUGUAUUUCAGCUGGAGGACCUUGACUGUUUACAAUCACAGAAGGAAAAAAUUCUCACUUUUUUUAUUGUCAUGUAAAAGUUUACUUAUGAGUUACUCUGGAGUAUAGCAGGGCAGCAUUUAUCCUUGAUCCUCAGUGAGUACUGUUGUAUUAAAUGUAAAUCAACCCUAAACAAAUACUCCUACUCCUCCUCCCCCUCAUUAAAGCAGAUUUUUGGUGUAUUUGCGUUUUUCAGCACUUUUAACUGGUCCGUGCCGUUCCUGUCCGGCUUGGCUUUCCUGAUCUUCGUCAUAGCAACAAUCAUCACAUACUACAUCCCUGUACGCUACAUAGUCUUAUUAUGGGGUGAGUCUGAACCUGUUUUUUUUCUUUUUAUGUCCUCAGUUUUGUGUUUAUUUCUGUUUGAACUGACCUUGUCUUAUCGCAUCAUAAAACCCACGUUCAUUAUCUUUUACAAGUUGUUUUCACGUUUAAGAAAAAAAAAAGAAAAUCCACCUCCUUUAUUUCUUUGAGUUUUUUUUCCUCUUUGCAGAUUAUUGAAGUCACAGGAACGUGGAUUUUCAGGCUGUCCUUUCAUUGCAAUAAUACAUGAAUUAAAGCACAGCUCAUUGUUCAGGGAUUCUUGUCGGACUGUCUCGGGUGUAGGUUGUUGCUGUUUUUCCAGCCCUCAAAGUGAAAGUAAAACAAAAAAAAAGGCACACACAGACUGUGGUUCUCGAGGCAAUAUUUUCUUGGACAACAUGAGUCUCCUCUUACUUGUUUGUGUGGAAACAAAGAGCGCAGCCACAGGAGACUAGUGCUAAUGAUAUGUUGGUGUGAAUCUCUGUUUUAGGUAUCAAUAAAUUCACCAAGAAACUACGGAACCCGUACAGCAUUGACAACAAUGAAGUGCUUGAUUUCCUGUCGAGGGUGCCUUCAGAUGUGCAGAAGGUAAGCCCCGCCGGAUCAGCCGGCCAGGAAGCCCGAAAUCCCAGAGCCCUGCAGCUUUGAGUUUUACUACAACAACUCCCAGGCAUUCGGCUCUCCUGUCUGUAUAAUUAGCUUCGUCUGUAUAAUUAUGUAGCCCUGUAUAAUUUCUGUUGUGUUUUGGUCAUGAGACAUCCCUGGUGGAGGUCUGCUGUUCCCAGGAUGAGACAGGAGACGCUGCUGCUUCUGCUGCGGCUGCUGGUGUCUCCAGCAUGAACUCAGAAAGAGUGCAACAUCACAAGCACACAAAAGAGUGUCAAAAGCAGAAUCAUUUACAUCCAUUUGGAUGGAAAAUAAUCUGAUUCUCUCUACAAAAGUCUGCAGGAUUUUGCAUCAGUGCUCCAAGAUGAAAACCUCAUGAUAAUAAAGCAGACACUUUUCUGUUAAUCUGAGAAAAGGAAAUCUACCGGCACCUCUCAUAUUUAUUUCUCCUCUAUUCAUGGUCAUCUGUGCAGCCACCUCUCCUUUCUUUAUUCCCUCUCUCCUCUGUUGCCUCUCCUCCUCCUCCUCCUCCUCUUUCUCUGUCUCUGUCUGUCUCUCUCUAAGCUGUUUGACCCCGUUUGCCUCCUCCUUUGAUGCCCUUGGGCCUCUGGGUGCAGUGACUCGCGCUCUCUCUCUAGUCUCUCUGCUGACCACUGUCUUUCUGUCCUCUCCGCUACAUUCAUCCUGCCCUGCUGAGGUUCUGCAUUAUCAACAUGCACAAUCUGAGAAAUCAUAGUUCUUCAGCAGCAGAAAAUCUAAGAAAGUAGAGCCAGAAUAACAAGCUUUCAAAUAUCAGUGGCUGGCAGCCUGACGCCUGUAUACUUUAGACGCUUUCUGAGUGAUGAGGUUGCUCUUUGUGUCUUGCAGGUUCAGUACAGCGAGAUAAGAGGCAACAAGAAGAAGAAGAUCUUGUAGACCAUCGAGGGACAGCGUAGAAGCUGAACCUGCUGUCCGUUGCUGAAAAGUGUCUGCCGAGGACCUUCUGGAGGUCUGCAGAGUCUCAGUGCUCUGUAGCUUUGACUCAUGACCCGCUGCAGAACCACUUCCAUUGAUCAGACCCCUAAACCAAAGAAGUACAGACUCACUGUACCACGAUUUGAUGCUGAUUAUUCUGGUGUUUUUUUUUUUUUUUGCGCUUUUCUGGAAUUAUGUGUAAGAGUUUCUCCAAAGAGUAUGUGUUUAUUUGUUUGUACAGAUCAUUUUUAAAGAUGAACAAUUAGAAGCUGCUUGAUUUGAUGAUCUCUGCUCGAGGUUUGUCCUCCUGAAAGCAGCUGAAAUAUCAGGCUGAAUAUUACUGAAUGUAUAUGUCUGACUACAUCUACAUGUUUUUAUCAUAUUCACAUUGAUUUAGAUCUCAAAUUUUAACCUUCAGUAGUGAAUAUAUAAUCCAUUAUUUAAAAGAGCAUCUGUUUUUUCAGGAUCAGUGUCAUUGUGGAUCAGUUUUAAAGUGAGAAUUAUUGUCAGGCCAUUUCCUAGAGACAUUUUGCACUUGGGUCUUUUUCACACAGAUCAUACUGCCCAUACACUGAAACAUAUCAAACAAGAUUUUAUGCAUUAUAUUUCUAUGUUUCUCAUAUUAGAUCUACAUUUGCUCAGACAGCAUUGAAAGAGUCAUUGAACUAAAUGACAACACAGAUUCAUAUGAACAUGCAAAGAGAAGUGCCUGACAUGAAAGUUCUUAGUUUCAUACAAACGGGGCUCCCUCUGCCUCUUUGUAAAUUUGAUUCUCUGCUCGUGAGGUAAGGGUCCAGAUCUGCGCACACCUCACUUUAUUUAUUAAUGGCAAUCACUGAUGAAGACUUUUCGUCUCAUUUCUAGCAGCAAUAAAUGCACUCGACCACA
This is a messenger RNA of Xyrichtys novacula (pearly razorfish), 61410 nucleotides long. Lineage: Eukaryota; Metazoa; Chordata; Actinopteri; Labriformes; Labridae. The record is from the annotation of a GenBank genome assembly.